AUGAGCAAAUGCAAAGUGGACAACCAGUUCUACAGUGUGGAAGUAGGAGAUUCCACCUUCACAGUUCUCAAACGCUACCAGAAUCUAAAACCCAUCGGUUCUGGAGCUCAGGGAAUCGUCUGGUGAGUACUGGAAUCCUCAUUUUACACUCUUUGUAGUGUAGUGAAUGAAAAUGUACAUUAUAGAGGACAAAUAAAUUCAUAACUUAAUAUUUGGUUGCUGUAUAAUGUGCUAGUAGAUAGAGUUGUGUGGCUGGAUGUUCGUUGCAUUAUGGUCUUUGCAAAGAUUUAUACUGUGUAUCACGGUGACACAUGUAUUUGUAUAUGUAUGUACAGUAUGUGUGAGAUAAAAACCAUGAGUUUGAUUAAUGAAGAGUUAUAGAAGAAUACCAAAUGGAUGAUUAAAGCUGCAAGCAGCAAUGCUGGGGUUCAAGCUGUGGGCCCACUGUGCCACCAUCAGGACAAAUUGGGCACAUCUCCCUAGGAUGAGCUACUUCUGUAAUUCUUACCAUGCUUGCCAAAUAGCAGAACUCAACAUCAAAAAGAUCAUGCAAUAUGCCUUUGAUAUAUUUUGGACGAUUUGUAAUGAUGUUGACUACUUUAAGCGUCUUCUUCUCCAGAACCGCUGGACUGUUUAGCACCAGAUUUGGUACAUAGCAUCUAUGUACCCAUGUAUUUAAAUGCACAAUUUUCCAGGACUCAAGCUAAAACAAUAUGGCCGCUAUGAGCCAAUGAGCUUGCAUGAUUGUUUUUUCCUGUCCAACAGAGCCACCAUGCGGCCAAACUGAACCGUAGUGGUCCUCUGUAGCUCAAUUGGUAGAGCAUGGCGCUUGUAACACCAGGGUAGUGGGUUCGAUCCCCGGGACCACCCAUACGUAAAAGUUUAUGCGCACAUGACUGUAAGUCGCUUUGGAUAAAAGCAUCUGCUAAAUGGCAUAUUAUUUAUUAUAUACUUUACAGGUUAGCUAGACUCAUAUCCCUGAGCAUGUGGGCCAAAUUCCAUCACUGAGUCAAACGGAUCAAGAGAUAUAAACGUGCCCAUAAUAGCCCCACUGUGUUUAUCUGAAUGUGCUCGCAUAUGUUGAGUCUUGACAGUGUUUGGAACAUGUGUAGCUCAGUUGGUAGAGCAUGGCGCUUGCAACGCCAGGGUUGUGGGUUCGUUUCUCACGGGGGGCCAGUAUGAAAAUGUAUGCACUCACUAACUGUAAGUCGCUCUGGAUAAGAGCGUCUGCUAAAUGACUAAAAUGUAAAUGUAAAAUGUGUAUCAAGUUUUGUUACAAUACGAAUAUCUGUGUUUGACUUAUAUGCAUUUAUGUGCCAGGUCACGCCCAUCUGAAUGUUUAGUGGUCAGUUGUUUGAGAUGCUAGCCUGGAAAAUGUUGUGUUGUGAGAACUUGGUACAAAGUUCCAUGUAUCAAGUUUCGUGCAGAUCGGUCAUUCGGUGCCAGAGUAGUAGCAUUUGAAGUGUUUUAAAUAACAUUUUAAAUGGUAGAAAAUUGAUCAUGGCAGACUUUAUGGGUCACCAGCUUCGCUGCUUAACCCCUAAUUAGCCGAAAAAUAACCCGUUUGGGCAUGAUGUACACGUGUUUGUUUUUAGUUGACUGUGUUUUGUGUAUAUUGUGUAUAUUUAUAUUUGUCUGUGCAAUAUGCGUUUAAUUUGUUUUAUAUUGUAUUUGAUUCUUUAUGUGUUUUAUAAAAUUGUAUAUGCAGGGCUCCCUCAUAAAAAAGAGGUACUGGUCUCAAUGGUGACUCCCUGAUUAAAUAAAGGUAAAUACUUCAUAGGCACUCUGAUGAAUUCUAAAGCUCACUAGGAACUAGGAAGUCAGCUAAUACACAAUAUAAUUCACCUCACGACAGCUCUGUUAGAGGCUAAGAAACAAUAGCCAAUACUUCAUUUGCUCUUCAUUGGAAAAAUAGUUUUCCGUUUUGACACUUUGUCAAUGUCAUUCUUCCCUGGUCUGUCUGGCCGCUGGAAUCAGGGAUGAGAGGGGAUCUGGGCUUCUUUUAAAGUCUGCCUAGCCUUGUGCCUCAGCUGGGGUGACACUGGACAUAACCUGCUCUCUCCCGUGCCCUCCUUUCCAAGGUGAUUGUGUACAUUUGAAAAGAGCUGGGACUGCCAAUGUGAGGGUUGGGCGAGUUGGAGUUCUAAAAUUACUAGAGCGGAAUCCGAAUCCCUAUGACUUGGAUGGGGAAUCACAUUCUAGGAAUUCUAUUGCUAUGGAUGGUACAGAGACAGAGAGGGCCAAUCUAAUUUGUCUGGUUCUUUUACAGAGUCACAUCACAUGGUUUCACAUGACAACAGUAUUAACUCUGCAAAAACACAUAACUACCUACUAUACAAAAAAAUAUAUAGGCUGAAGUACUACAGUACAGCCUUGGGAUUUUUGCAUACUGUUGUCCUGUCUCCAGUCAGACUGCAAAUAACAGAAAUAAAUCCAUAUCCUGAAAUCAACAUUACUAUGCAGAUUCAGGAGACGUUCCCCUGUAUAACAAGACAAUGUUGUGACCACGAGAGAGGGAGACAUGGGCAUGUAUUCAAAGAGCAUCUCAGAGUAGGAGUGCUGAUCUAGGAUCAGGUUCUCCCUGUCUAUAUCAUCUUAUUUAUUAUGUUCUAAAAGGCAAAACUGAUUUUAGAUCAGCACUCCUACUCUGAGACUCUUUGUGAAUAUGGCCCCUUGUUAUACAGGGGAACGUCUCCUGAAUCUUAUUAUACAGUAUAAGAGUUUGCACUACGGUGUGGUUAAGACUAUCCAUGGUUGUAAUCUUCCCCAGUCAUUCAGAUCUGUGUAUUCCUUCCCUUUAUGACCCACAGCCUGGUCAGAGAGCUUUCAGACAGAGAUAGACUGUCACGCCCUGGCUCUGGGGACUCUUAAAUGUUGAGCCAGGGUGUGUAGUGUGUAUGUUUUGUUUUCUAUGUGUUUCUUUCUAGAUCGUUUAUUUCUAUGUUGGCCAGGGUGGUUCCCAAUCAGAGACAGCUGUGGCUCGUUGUCUCUGAUUGGGAACCAUACUUAGGCAGCCUGUUUUGCACUUGUCAUUUGUGGGAUCUUGUUCCGGAGAGGUUUGUGUUUGUUAACCUUAGGACUUCACGUAUCGUUUUGUUGUUCGUGUUUGAAGUACUCAUUAAAAGAUGUACGCAUAUUACGCUGCGCCUUGGUCUGCUUCAUACGACGAUCGUGACAUAGACACCAUCUUAGGACAGAUGCAUUAGCAGGUUGAGCUAGUGGUGAUGAUGUCACCCCAUCCCUUACAUCACAUGGCUCUCAGAGUGACAGUGGCUUUCUAAGGUCCUUAUUGGCUCCAAGCUUUCCAUUAACAUUAUGCUUCUGUUUCCAUGGCCACACCAUCCAUCCUGCACAGUUUAUAGAAAGCUACAGUAUACCUCCCAAGUGCUAACGUUACUAUUUGACUUCAUAUUCACCACAAGGUUUCUAGCAAUUGUUUUGAAUGUCAAUAUAGAAAUGAGGAUAAAUUAAAGAGAUCUUAGAAAACUAGUAAAUAGAUUAUUCCAAGAUAUAGUACAGAAUAUUCUCAUUCAGUGAAUUGUGUAUUGCUGUUAGUUCAUAUGACGAACACACUGUAAUUUCUGUUAGGUAGAUCAUAUGAUGAACACUAACGCUGUCAGAUACAUCUAUUAUUCCUCUGGAGGCCUGGUGCCAGAAUAGUAAUGUAACACUCUGGUUGAUUGGAAAUGAAUUAGCUUUUGCUUCUGCUGUGGUGGGAUUCUGUUGAGUCAGCAUAGUAUAAUAACCUACACACACACACACACACACACACAUGGAGUGACAUUCAGUUGACACAAAGAAGCCCUCCUUAGAAAUAGCUUCCUGUGACGAAUGUUCCUUUGAUCCCAGGGGAACGGUGACGGUACAGUAGGUCAUUAAAGUUUCAUUCUCUCUGGCUUUAAAUAACCACAGUUGCGCCUUUACUCGGGAGAGGAGGACAGGUGUAGGGGUUUUUGUCAACACAACAGUUGUUAGGGUAACAGUUUUUUAAAUCGUUUUGGUGCGAUUUUCACCAGUAUGUGGUACAUUUUCAUAACUCUUAGUGUAAAACUCAAAACAGAUCAUCAAAAAGACAUUUGUUGCAAAACUCUAAGCACAUUUUUAAUUGACUAAGUACAACACACACAAUUAUACAGUACAUUUUUCACCAAACUAAAUCAGUGUUUCAUUGCAAUACAUGUUCAUAUAAAGUAAUUGCCUUUCACAAUGCAAUGCUCACAAAACUUUUAAUAUGAUUCUCUUCACAUUUGUUAAAAUACAUUUUACUAUUACUUAAUCUGACAGCUCUUAAUUGAUCAUCGCUAAACCGUUUGGUAAACCUAUAGAUUGUAAACUGGUUUGUCUACUACAGAUUCUGAGAACUACAUAAUGAAAAUGAAUGUCUAUAAAUUAGAAAGAUAUAAAGUAUGAUAUACACUGAGUGUACAAGACAUUAGGAACACCUUCCUAAUAUUGAGUUGCACCCUCUUUUGCCCUCAGAACAGCCUCAAUUCGUCGGGGCAUGGAAGGUGUCGAAAGCGUUCCACAGGAAUGCUGGACCAUGUUGACUCCAAUGUUUCCCACAGUUGUGUCAAGUUUGCUGGCUGUCCUUCGGGUGGUGGGACAUUCUUGAUCAAUUUAGAUUUUUAGGCUUGAUACAAACGGGAAACUGUUGAGAGUGAAAAAACCAGCAACGUUGCAGUUCUUGACACACUUUAACUGGUGCGCCUGGCACCUACUACCAUACCCCAUUCAAAGGCACUUAAAUAUUUUGUCUUGCCCAUUCACCCUCUGAAUGGCACACAUACACAAUCCAUGUCUCAAGGCUUAAAACUCCUUCUUUAACCUGUCUCCUCCCCUUCAUCUACACUGAUUGAAGUGGAUUUAACACGUGACAUAAAUAAGGAAUCAUAGCUUUCACCUGGAUUCACCUGGUCAGUCUAUGUCAUGGAAAGAGCAGGUGUUCUUAAUGUUUUGUAUACUCUAAUGUACUAUUAUGAUUUUACUUUACAGUAAAUUUAAACUGAUAUUGACAAGAUCAGAGAUGUACUGUAUGUAACAAAUGCAUCCCCUGUACAGUAAACAUGUAUCCAAAAUGAAGUUGCUGGCGUGGGGUUCACACUGCUUUACUAAAAUUGCUUUGGCCAAUACAGUACUUUAAUACCGUAAUACAGUAUAUGCCAUUUACGUAGCAGACACUUUUAUCCAAAGUGACAACAGUGAGUCCGCACAUUUUUGUAUGUGACCCCAGUGGGAAUCGAAGCCACAACUCUGGUGUUGCAAGUGCCAUACGAUCUGAGUCACGUACAGGACCACUACAAUACAUAAGUACAAUACAAUACUGUAAAAUACAAUACAUGACGGUUACAAUACAGGUGAAAGAUGUAUCAUUGCCAUACCCGUGAGAGUACUACCCUCAUUCAGGCCAUGGAUGAGACAUGCAAUGUCAUCAUUCCAGACCUAUGUCAGGCUUGGAUUCACCAUGCAAAAAAGGUUUUUCCUCAGGUGCAUGAACAAUGGGGACAUUUACUGCGAUGUCGAUGAGAACCUAUGACCAAAUGCUCAAGACAGGCUUGAUGCAAACUAGCGCCUUCUAAAUAUUAUGUUACUUUCAUUUAAUUUAAUUUAAGUACAGUACACCUAUAGAAUGUUGUAAUUAUAUCUAAACAAUACAUAUAUUUUUUGCAUCAAUGAUUAUGAAAGAUGUCUUCAAUGAUCACACCUUUCAUCACACAUGGGAUAGAAAUUAUGGUAAUGUUCAGUCAAUUUGAAUGAGUAGCCUAAUGUCAAAACAGUGUUAUGUACUGUAAUGUACAGUACUGUAGCAUAUCACAUUAACAUUUUUGCUAUUGGAUUAACUGGUUGUUAAAAUAACUGAAUUGAAAAGAUACCAUUAUGUUGUGUUUUGUUGAUUAAAUCAAUGUUCUCAUGAUAUUUAACAGUAAACUUAUAUUUUUAUUCAAUGGUUGUGUGGUGAAAGAUGUCUUCAAACAAAAUGAAUGCACAAUAAAAUGUUUUGAAUAUGAGAAAUACCUUAUUUACAUAAGUAUUCAGACCCUUUGCUAUGAGACACGAAAUUGAGGUCAGGUGCAUCCUUUUUCCAUUGAUCAUCCUUGAGAUGUUUCCACAACUUGAUUGGAGUUCACCUGUGGUAAAUUCAAUUGAUUGGACAUGAUUUGGAAAGGCACACACCCGUCUAUAUAAAGUCCAACAGUUGACAGUGCAUUUCAGAGCAAAAACCAAGCCAUGAGAUUGAAGGAAUUGUCCGUAGGGCUCCGAGACAGGAUUGUGUCGAGGCACAGAUCUGGGGAAGGGUACCAAAACAAGAUCCCCAAGAAUACAGUAGCCUCCAUCAUUCUUAAAUGGAAGAAGUUUGGAACCACCAAGACUCUUCCUAGAGCUGGCCGCCCGGGCAAACUGAGCAAUCGGGGGAGAAGGGCCUUGGUCAGGGAGGUGACUAAUAACCUGAUUGUCACUCUGACAGAGCUCUAGAGUUCCUCUGUGGAGAUGGCAGAACAUUCCAGAAUGACAACCAUCACUGCAGCACUCCACCAAUAAGGCCUUUGUGGUAGAGUGGCCAGACGGAAGCCACUCCUCAGUAAAAUGCACAUGACAGACCACUUGGAGUUUGCCAAAAGGCACCUAAAGACUCUCAGACCAUGAGAAACAAGAUUCUCUGGUCUGAUGAAACCAAGAUUGAACUCUUUGGCCUGAAUGCCAAGCAUCAUGUCUGGAGGAAAACUGGCACCAUCCCUACGGUGAAGCAUGGUGGUUGCAGCAUCAUGCUGUGGGGAUGUUUUUCAGCAGGGACUGGGAGACUAGUCAGGAUCGAGGCAAAGUUCACCGUCCAACAGGACAACGACCCUAAGCACACAGCCAAGACAACGCAUGAGUGGCUUCGGGACAAGUCUCUGAAUGUCCUUGAGCAGCCCAGCCAGAGCCUGGACUUGAACCCGAUCGAACAUCUCUGGAGAGACCUGAAAAUAGCUGUGCAGCAACGCUCCCCAUCCAACCUGACAGAGCUUGAGAGGAUCUGCAGAUAAGAAUGGGAGAAUGGGAGAAGCUUGUAGUGUCAUACCCAAGAAGACUCGAGGUUGUAAUCACUGCCAAAGGUGCUUCAACAAAGUACUGUGUAAAGGGUCUGAAUACUUAUGUAAAUGUUAUUUCAGUUUCUUAUUUUUAAUACAUUUGCAAAAAUGUAUAAAAAACUGUUUUUUCUUUGUCAUUAUGGGGAAUUGUGUGUAGAUUGAUGACGAAACAAUCUAUUUAAUCAAUUUUAGAAUAAGGCUGUAACCUAACAAAAUGUGGAAAAAGUCAAGGGGUCUGAAUACUUUCCGAAGGCACUGUACUUGUGAAAAUAGCACCAAAGCUAAUUGAAAAAAAUAACAGUAUUACAAAAAGCAGGUUAUGAUAAAGGUCAGGAUAUAGUAAGGCCUGGUAAUAUGAUGGUAGUAUCAGGAGCCUUGGGGUCAGGGGAACCAUAACACUAGACUGAUAGCUACAGUGAGGGAAAAUAGUAUUUGAUCCCCUGCUGAUUUUGUAUGUUUGCCCACUGACAAAGAAAUGAUCAGUCUAUAAUAAAUAAUGGUAGGUUUAUUUGAACAGUGAGAGACAGAAUAACAACAACAAAAUCCAGAAAAAUGCAUGUCAAAAAUGUUAUAAAUUCAUUUGCAUUUUAAUGAGGGAAAUAAAUAUUUGACCCCCUCUCAAUCAGAAAGAUUUCUGGCUCCCAGGUGUCUUUUAUACAGGUAAUGAGCUGAGAUUAGGAGCACACUUUUAAAGGGAGUGCUCCUAAUUUCAGCUUGUUACCUGUAUAAAAGACACCUGUCCACAGAAGCAAUCAAUCAAUAAGAUUCCAAACUCUCCACCAUGGCCAAGAGCAAAGAGCUCUCCAAGGAUGUCAGGGACAAGAUUGUAGACCUACACAAGGCUGGAAUGGGCUAUAAGACUAUCGCCAAGCAGCUUGGUGAGAAGGUGACAACAGUUUGUGUGAUUAUUCGCAAAUGGAAGAAACAAAAGACCUGUCAAUCUCCCUCGGCCUGGGGCUCCAUGCAAGAUCUCACCUCGUGGAGUUGCAAUGAUCAUGAGAACGGUGAGGAAUCAGCCCAGAGCUACACGGGAGGAUCUUGUCAAUGAUCUCAAGGCAGCUGGGACCAUAGUCACCAAGAAAACAAUUGGUAACACACUACGCCGUGAAGGACUGAAAUCCUGCAGCGCCCGCAAGGUCCCCCUGCUCAAGAAAGCACAUAUACAGGCCCGUCUGAACUUUGCCAAUGAACAUCUGAAUGAUUCAGAGGAGAACUGGGUGAAAGUGUUGUUGUCAGAUGAGACCAAAAUGGAGCUCUUUGGCAUCAACUCAACUCGCCGUGUUUGGAGGAGGAGGAAUGCUGCCUAUGACCCCAAGAACACCAUCCCCACCGUCAAACAUGGAGGUGGAAACAUUAUGCUUUGGGGGUGUUUUUCUGCUAAGGGGACAGGACAACUUCACCACAUCAAAGGGACGAUGGAUGGGGCCAUGUACCGUCAAAUCUUGGGUGAGAACCUCCUUCCCUCAGCCAGGGCAUUGAAAAUGGGUCGUGGAUGGGUAUUCCAGCAUGACAAUGACCCAAAACACACGGCCAAGGCAACAGAGGAGUGUCUCAAGAAGAAACACAUUAAGGUCCUGGAGUGGCCUAGCCAGUCUCCAGACCUUAAUCCCAUAGAAAAUCUGUGGAGGGAGCUGAAGGUUCGAGUUGCCAAACGUCAGCCUCGAAACCUUAAUGACUUGGAGAAGAUCUGCAAAGAGGAGUGGGACAAAAUCCCUCCUGAGAUGUGUGCAAACCUGGUGGCCAACUACAAGAAACGUCUGACCUCUGUGAUUGCCAACUAAAAGGUUACCGACUGGUUACUAAUUAUUGGAUGUUGUUAAAAUGUGUGUGUGUAUUGAUUGCUAAAUGGGAGUUGUAGCAUCUUUCUUAUGAAAACAAUAGUCAGUCUACCCACACAGACAGUCUGUGUGUCCAUCAUGCUUCUGACCUAUUCUCAAGGGUCAUCUCAUGGAGGCUUGUGGUUAAAUCCCUCAUAAUCCUGAAAUAGUGUUCAACAUAGGUUGUUAAAUUGCUGCUGUCUUUUUCAAGUGACCAGAUGACAUAUGACUGAUUAUGAGAUGUAUUCAUAAUCAUUAUGAAACAUAAUCAUGUGUGAACUACCUUUAGUAGUGGUUUCUUUGCAGCAAUUUGACCAUGAAGGCAUGAUUCACACAGUCCCCUCUGAACAGUUGAUGUUGAGAUGUGUCUGUGACUUGAACUCUGUGAAGCAUUUAUUUGGGCUGCAAUUUCUGAGGCUGGUAACUCUAAUGAACUUAUCCUCUGCAGCAGAGGUAAAUCUGUGUCUUCCAUUCCUGUGGCGGUCCUCAUGACAGCCCGUUUCAUCAUAGUGCUUGAUGGUUUGCGCGGUUGCACAUGAAGAAACUUAAAACGUUUUUGAAACUUUCCGUAUUGACUGACCUUCAUGUCUUAAAGUAAUGAUGGACUGUCGUUUCUCUUUGCUUAUUUGAGCUGGUCUUGCCAUAAUAUGGACUCGGUCUUUUACCAAAUAGGGCUAUCUUAUGUAUACCACCCCUACCUUGUCACAACACAACUGAUUGGCUCAAAUGCAUUAAGAAGGAAAGAAAUUCCACAAAUUAACUUUUAACAAGGCACAACUGUUCUUGACAUCAUUUGGACUUGGUCUUUUACCAAAUAGGGCUAUCUACUGUGUACCUCCCUACCUUGUCACAACAAAACUGAUUGGCUCAAAUGCAAUAAUUCCACAAAUUAACUUUUAAGAAGGAACACCUGUUAAUUGAAAUGCAUUCCAGGUGACUACCUCAUGAAGCUGGUUGAGAGAAUGCCAAGACUGUGCAAAGCUGUCAUCAAGGCAAAGGGUGGCUAUUUGAAGAAUCUCAAAUAUAAAAUAUAUUUUGAUUUGUUGAACACUUUUUUGGUUACUACAUGAUUCCAUAAAUGUAAAUUUCAUAGUUUUGAUGUCUUCACAAUUAUUCUACAAUGUACAAAAUAGUAAAACAUUAAGUGUGUAUAUAUAUAUAUAUAUAUAUAUAUAUAUAUAUAUAUAUAUAUAUAUAUACAGUGCCUUCUGAAAUUAUUCAGACCCCUUGACUUUUUCCACAUUUUGUCAGAUUACAGCCUUAUUCUAAAAUUCAUAAAAUUAAAUGUCCUUCUGGAAGGUUCUCCCAUCUCCACAGAGGAACUCUAGAGCUCUGUCAGAGUGACCAUCGGGUUCUUGGUCACCUCCCUGACCAAGUCCCUUCUCCCCCGAUUGCUCAGUUUGCCCAGAGGGAAGCUCUAGGAAGAGUCUUGGUGGUUCUAAACUUCUUAUAUUUAAGAAUGAUGGAGGCCACUGUGUUCUUGGGGACCUUCAAUGCUGCAGAAAUGUUUUGGUACCCUUCCCCAGAUCUGUGCCUCGACACAAUCAUAUCUCGGAGCUCUACGGACAAUUCCUUCGACUUCAUGGCUUGGUUUUUGUUCUGACAUGCACUGUCAACUGUGGGACCUUAUAGACAGUUGAAAUCGGAAGGUUACAUACACUUAGGUCGGAGUGAUUAAAACUCGUUUUUCAACCACUCCACAAAUUUCUUCUUAACAAACUAUAGUUUUGGUAAGUCGGUUAGGACAUCUACUUUGGUUAGGACAUCUACUUUGUGCAUGACACAAGUAAUUCAACAAUUAAUCCAACAAUUGUUUACAGACAGAUUAUUUCACUUAUAAUUCACUGUAUCACAAAUCCAGUGGGUCAGAAGUUUACAUACACUAAGUUCACUGUGCCUUUAAACAGUUUUGGAAAUUCCAGAAAAUUAUGUCAUGGCUUUAGAAGCUUCUGAUAGGCUAAUUGACAUAAUUUUAGUCAAUUGGAGGUGUACCUGUGGAUGUAUUUCAAGGCCUACCUUCAAACUCAGUGCCUCUUUGCUUGACAUCAUGGGAAAAUCAAAAGAAAUCAGCCAAGACCUCAGAAAAAAAAUUGUAGACCUCCACAAGUCUGGUUCAUCCUUGGGAGCAAUUUCCAAACGCCUGAAGGUACCACGUUCAUCUGUUCAAACAAUAGUACGCAAAUAUAAACACCAUGGGACCACGCAGAUGUCAUACCGCUCAGGAAGGAUACGCGUUCUGUCUCGUAGAGAUGAACGUACUUUGGUGCGAAAAGUGCAAAUCAAUCCCAGAACAACAGCAAAGGACCUUGUGAAGAUGCUGGAGGAAACAGGUAAAAAAGUAUCUAUAUCCACAGUAAAACAAGUCCUAUAUCGACAUAACCUGAAAGGCUGCUCAGCAAGGAAGAAGCCACUGCUCCAAAACUGCCAUAAAAAAGCCAGACUACGGUUUGCAACUGCACAUGUGGACAAAGAUCGUACUUUUUGGAGAAAAAUCCUCUGGUCUGAUGAAACAAAAAUAGAACUGUUUGGCCAUAAUGACCAUUGUUAUGUUUGGAGGAAAAAGGGGGUCCUUGCAAGCCGAAGAACACCAUCCCAACCGUGAAGCACGGGGGUGGCAGCAUCAUGCUGUGGGGGUGCUUUGCUGCAGAAGGGACUGGUGCACUUCACAAAAUAGAUGGCAUCACGAGGAAGGACAAUUAUGUGGAUAUAUUGAAGCAACAUCUCAAGACAUCAGUCACGAAGUUAAUGCUUGGUCGCAAAUGGGUCUUCCAAAUGAACAAUGACUCCAAGCGUACUUCCAAAGUUGUGGCAAAAUGGCUUAAGGACAACAAAGUCAAGGUAUUGGAGAGGCCAUCACAAAGCCCUGACCUCAAUCCUAUAGAACAUUUGUGGGCAGAACUUAAAAAGCAUGUGCGAGCAAGGAGGCCUACAAACCUGACUCAGUUACACCAGCUUUGUCAGGAGGAAUGGGCCAAAAUUCACCCAAAUUAUUGUGGGAAGCUUGUGGAAGGCUUACCGAAACAUUUGACCCAAGUUAAACAAUUUAAAGUGCAGUCUCUGACUCACAUCCUGUUUUCUCAAAUAGAAACAUAAUGACUAGAAUGGACAAAGCCCCCCAUACCACAGUAAGUUGACUGGUACAUCCCUGUGGUUCUAAUUCAAUGUUUUUGUCCUGUGUUCUCUGCAGCGCCGGGUACGAUGCGGUCCUCGACAGAAACGUGGCCAUCAAGAAGCUCAGCAGACCCUUUCAGAACCAGACCCAUGCCAAGAGGGCAUACAGGGAACUGGUGCUCAUGAAAUGUGUCAAUCACAAAAACGUGAGAUACAAUGUCAUGUCUCUAUGGUUAAACAAAUAACAAGAUGAUAGUCUAGCUGGUGUUUUGUGGUCUUCUAUUGGCCCAUUCUGUGGUGCUGAUAGAGUGAGUCCCCUCCCCGUAAAGUGAGAGGAGUCUGUGAUCAGAAUGAAUUCCUUUCCUGCCUGGGGCAAUGAGAGUGAGUGAGUGAGUGAGUGAGUGAGUGAGUGAGUGAGUGAGUGAGUGAGUGAGUGAGAGAGAGAGAUCCACUUUUCAAUAUGGCAAUAUGUUCACCCAGUUUUUUCUGUUAUCUUUCUCUUUCAGAUCAUCAGUUUAUUAAAUGUUUUCACACCACAGAAAUCACUAGAAGACUUCCAGGAUGUGUAAGUACAGUAAACAACAUUCAGAGAAAAAAAUGAAUAAUUGUGAGAUUAUAUUUACCUUAUGGGGUGGCAGGUAGUUUAGUGGUUAAGAGCGUUGUGCCAGUAACCAAAAGGUCGCUGGUUCUAAUCCCCGAGCCGACUAGGUGAAAAAUCUGUCGAUGUGCCCUUGAGCAAGGCACUUAACCCUAAUUGCUCCUGUAAGUCGCUCUGGAUAAGAGCGUCUGCUAAAUGACUAAAAAUAAAAAGACCAUAAAACUGAAAUAUAACAUUUACAUAAGUAUUCAGUACUUUGUUGAAGCGCCUUUGGCAGCGAUUACAGCCUUGAGUCUUCUUGGGUAUGACACUACAAGCUUGGCACACCUGUAUUUGGGGACUUUCUCCCAUUCUUCUCUGCAGAUCCUCUCAAGCUCUGUCAGGUUGGAUGGGGAGCGUUGCUGCACAGCUAUUUUCAGGUCUCUCCAGAGAUGUUCGAUCUGGUUCAAGUCCGGGCUCUGGCUGGGCCACUCAAGGACAUUCAGAGACUUGUCCCGAAGCCACUCCUGCGUUGUCUUGGCUGUGUGCUUAGGGUUGUUGUCCUGUUGGAAGGUGAACCUUCGCCUCAGUCUGAGGUCCUGAGCGCUCUGGAGCAGGUUUUCAUCAAGGAUUUCUCUGUACUUUGCUCCGUUCAUCUUUGCCUCGAUCCUGACUAGUCUCCCAGUUCCUGCCGCUGAAAAACAUCCCCACAGCAUGAUGUUGCCACCACCAUGCUUCACCGUAGGGAUGGUGCCAGGUUUCCUUCAGACAUGGCGCUUGGCAUUCAGGCCAAAGAGUUCAAUCUUGGUUUCAUCAGACCAGAGAAUCUUGUUUCUCAUUGUCGGAGAGUCUUUAGGUGCCUUUUGGCAAACUCCAAGCAGGCUGUCAUGUGCCUUUUACUGAGGAGUGGCUUCAGUCUGGCCACUCUACCAUAAAGGCCUGAUUGGUGGAAUGCUGCAGAGAUGGUUGUCCUUCUGGAAGGUUCUGGAACUCUAGAGCUCUGUCAGAGUGACCAUCGGGUUCUUGAUCACCUCCCUGACCAAGGCCCUUCUCCCCCGUUUGCUCAGUUUGCCCGGGCAGCCAGCUCUAGGAAGAGUCUUGGUGGUUCCAAACUUCUUCCAUUUAAGAAUGAUGGAGGCCACUGCGUUCUUGGGAACCUUCAAUGCAGCAGAAAUGUUUUGGUACCCUUCCCCAGAUCUGUGCCUCGGCACAAUCCUGUCUCGGAGCUCUACUGACAAUUCCUUCGACCUCACGGCUUGGUUUUUGCUCUAACAUGCACUGUCAACUGUGGGACAUUAUAUAGACGGGUGUGUGCCUUUCCAAAUCAUGUCCAAUCAAUUGAAUUUACCACAGGUGGACUCCAAUCAAGUUGUAGAAACAUCUCAAGGAUGAUCAAUGGAAACAGGAUGCACCUGACCUCAAUUUCGUGUCUCAUAGCAAAGGGUCGGAAUACUUAUGAAAAUAAGGUAUUUCAGUUUUUUUUUAUUUUAUACAUUUGCAAAAAUAAAUCUAAAAACCUGUUUUUCGCUUUGUCAUUAUGGGGUAUCGUGAGUAGAUUGCUGAGGAUAUAUAUAUAUAUAUAUAUAUUUUUUUUUAAUACAUUUUAGAAUAAGGCUCUAAUGUAACAAAAUGUGGGAAAAGUAAAGGGGUCCAAUGGCACUGUACCUUCAAGACUCUUGUUAAAGUAUUCUCAGUGUGAGAAAAUAAUCACUGAAAGUGAUGUCAGUGAAAGUGAUAGUAGUGUAGUGUAAUUUGAAAGCUCAGGCUCUGUGUCUUUGUACUGAAUGAUUAGUGAAUUUGUAGAUUGAUGAUACUGCAGUGAAUGGAAGGAAGCAUGCUUGUCUAAGGAAGUUUACCUUCAAUACAUUUCCAUUCAUCAGUGUGCAAGGAAUGGUGUGUCAAUUAUUGGAGUUUAUUGCAAAAUAAACAACAUAUGUGCAUGAAAUUAAAAUGUAUUACAACAUUUUUAAAAAGUAUGGGCUUUUCUAUGUACAGUAAAAUCAUUUUUAAAUAUGUACCUGUAUGUACAUUUUUUGGGUACAGAAAAUGGGAAAUACACUUUCCAAUUCAGUCAAUUUUGUGUGUCAGGGCAUUAAGAUAAGAUGACAAGAUGCUCAAUAUGGUAACGAGCACAAUGACGGUCAUUAAUCAAUGUAAAACAUAGAGUAUGUAGAUUCCCAUUGAUGCUCUGCAGAGUGGUGUCCAUUGUGUUGAGAAUAGAUGUAAAGGGGAAAGAGAGGAGGAAUGAUAGAAGAGAUGUGGUGAAGGGGUAGGGAGGAGAGUGGGAAUCAUAAAUUAGAGUAGGGCCUCUUGGGUUGAAGCAUCUCUUCUCUUUUAUUAGACCUCUGUUCCAGUAAAAAUUAUCAUAAGAGUUAUGCCGAAGUGUAGGUUUAUUAGAACUUCUCCUAGUGUUACCCUGUCUCUCUCUGGUGUUCAAAGGGUUUUCAGAAGCAAAGAUCACAGUGACAUUCUGGAGAUUAUUUUACUACAGCCAUAUUUUCCAUUGAACAUGCUUUUUAGUCUAGGCUUAAUCUGUGUCCAUAAAUCCAGUCCUCAGUGCAUUACCAGUUGUGAAAACAUACUAUAACUGUAUAUAUCACCUUCCCAGGUACCUGGUGAUGGAGCUGAUGGAUGCCAACCUGUGCCAGGUGAUUCAGAUGGAGCUAGACCAUGAGAGAAUGUCCUACCUGCUCUACCAGAUGCUGUGUGGCAUCAAACACCUGCACUCCGCUGGAAUCAUACACAGGGUGAGAAGGCCUGUGUGUGUGUAGUAAACAUAACACAUGCUCAACAUUGCACUGCUCAUAACCCAGUGGGCAGCGCUGGGGGAAAUUACGUCAUUGCAACCGGUUUUGCCUGCUGUGAAAUGCCAUCUGUGGACAUUUAGAAUAAAAAUACUGUAGUAGCUAGCAUCACUUGUUACAUUUUUACCUCAAUAAUCCUCAUCUCUUUGAUGUUGCUUUCCCUCUGAAGGACCUGAAACCUAGCAAUAUAGUGGUGAAGUCUGAUUGUACGCUGAAGAUCCUAGACUUUGGCCUGGCCAGGACUGCAGGUACCAGUUUCAUGAUGACCCCGUACGUAGUGACACGGUACUACAGAGCUCCAGAGGUCAUCCUGGGGAUGGGGUACAAAGAGAACGGUAAGACAGGUUCGAGAAUGUGUUCUAGUGUUCUAGUGUUCUAACACUGUAACAUGCUUCUGCUAGUGUGUGUUCUAAUACUGUAACACACCUCUGCUGGAUGUGUUCUAACAUUGUAACACACACUUGCACUAAAAUCCAGGGUUGGGGUCAAUUAAUACCCAUAACGCACUGACACCUCUGGUGACACAGAACACAAGCAUAUCUUCUUCUUUGUCACCUUAUCUAUUACUGAAGUGUGUGCCUUGAACACCUCAUUUUAUCCACUGUGUUUCGAAUCAGAGUACCCUUUUGAAAAUGAGAUAAAGUUACUUCCGGUAGCUAACUCUAGCCUUCACUGCAUGGAUGAGGAAAAUGAAUGCGUAAAUAGACCUUUAUAGCUCUGUACUCUUUGUGUAUUUGACUGGUAACCUUGGUGAUUACUGAAUAGCUGUAUGGUUCACAGCAUACUACCCUGCAUCCCACUGCUGGCUUGCCUCUGAAGCUAUGCAGGGUUGGUCCUGGUCGAUCCCUGGAUGGGAGAUCAGAUUCUACUGGAAGUGGUGUUGGAGGGCCAGUAGGAGGCACUCUUUCCUCUGGUUUAAAAAAAAUAUGCCACAGGGCAGUGAUUGGGGACAUUACCCUGUGUAAGGUGCUGUCUUUCGGAUGGGAUGUUAAACGGGAGUCCUGACUCUGUGGUCACUAAAGAUCCCAUGGCACUUAUCGUAAGAGUAAGGGUGUUAACCCUGGUGUCCUGGCUAAUUUCCCAAUCUGGCCCUCAUACAAUCAUGGCCACCUAAUCAUCCCCAGCUUCCAAUUAGCUUAUUCAUCCUCUCCCAUGUAAUUAUUCCCCAGGUCGUUGCUGUAAAUGAGAAUGUGUUCUCAGUCAACUUACCUGGUUAAAUAUAAAAACUAGACUAGACAUAGGCCUGUAGGCAGAGAGAGCAGGCCAUGGAUUUCCUGCCACCAGCAAAGCCCCUGGAGUCUCGGACUACUUCUCUUUAUUAGUGGAAUAGUCAUUUGUCUGCAUGCUACCUCUCUUCUCUCGCACUAAUUAUUUCUUAGUCUGAAUAACCAACCGCCACAUUCAAAUUACUAUCUGUUUUCUGUCAGCUCUCUAUCGACAAGGGUUCUUUCUCAAUUCCUCGUUCCUCAAUUCCUCGCACCCUCUAUCAUAUCCUCGCCUCAUUCUCAAAACGCAUCGGAGGAGAACUUGAAGGUCAGAGGGGAGGGACCUUGGACCUCUAAUUCAUUUUUGAGAAAGAAGAGAGGAGAAAGGAUGCGAGGAAUUGAGGAAAGAGGAACUGAGAAAGAGCCUACGUUUUCUUUUCUAAUGCUAACCUCUGACUUAUCUCUCACUCUCUGUCUCUGUACCUGCAGUGGAUAUAUGGUCGGUGGGGUGCAUUAUGGGAGAAAUGGUGCGUCACAAAAUCCUGUUCCCUGGCCGUGACUGUAUCCUUAUUCAGAUAAUGUAAAUAAUGACCGUUGAUCUCGUUCAAAGAAUAAGGGCGCCAUUUUCCCCUCGCAAAGACAGCUGCGAACACACAGUAACAUUUUAAAUAAACGGGAGCUCCGAUAAAGGAUGACCUCACAUACAUUUUUCAAAUAAAGUUACAUAAAUUGUGCUGCAGAUUAUAAUUUCACUCGUUCCGUAUAUAUUUAAAAUCUUACAAUGUGUUAGCUUACAGGGAAGGUGUCUUUGUUGAAGGAAAAUGUUUCCCCAAGAGUUAUGCAUGUCGUGUUUGCAAUCAUGUUUGGAUUGUACACUACAUGACCAAAAGUAUGUGGACACCUGCUCGUCGAACAUCUCAUUCCAAAAUCAUGGACAUUAAUAUGGAGUUGGUCCCCCCUUUGCUGCUAUAACAGCCGCCACUCUUCUGGGAAGGCUUUCCACUAAAUGUUGGAACAUUGCUGCAGGAACUUGCUUCCAUUCAGCCACGAGCAUUACUGAGGUCGGCACUGAUGUUGGGCGAUAGGCCUGGCUCGCACUCGGUGUUCCAAUUCAUCCCAAAGGUGUUCAAUGGGGUUGAGGUUAGGGCUCUGUGCAGGCCAGUCAAUUUCGUCCUCACUGAUCUCGACAAACCAUUUCUGUAUGGACUUCGCUUUGUGCACGGGGGCAUUGUCAUGCUGAAACAGGAAAGGGCCUUCCCCAAACUGUUGCCACAAAGUUGGAAGCACAGAAUCGUCUAGAAUGUCAUUGUGUGCUGUAGCGUUAAGAUGUCCCUUCACUGGAACUAAGGGGCCUAGCCCUAACCAUGAAAAACAGCCCUAGACCAUUAUUCCUCCUCUACCAAACUUUACAGUUGGCACUAUGCAUUCGGGCAGGUAGCGUUCUCCUGGCAUCAGCCAAACCCAGAUUCGUCCGUCGGACUGCCAGAUGAAUCGUGAUUCAUCACUCCAGAGAACACGUUUCCACUGCUCCAGAGUCCAGUGGCGGCAAGCUUUACACCAGUUUGGAACUCGGUAGUGAGUGUUGCAACCGAGGACAGAUUUUUACGUGUUAUGCGCUUCAGCACUAGGCGGUCCCGUUCUGUGAGCUUGUGUGGCCUACCACUUCGCGGCUGAGCCGUUGUUGCUCCUAGACGUUUCCACUUCACAAUAACAGCACUAACAGUUGACCGGGGCAGCUCUAGCAGGGCAGAAAUUUGACUAACUGACUUGUUGGAAAGGUGGCAUCCUUUUUUUUAUUUUUUUAUACGCAUUCGCAUUUCGAAAAUGUACUGCAUGUUCGAUCCAAGUCUACUAUCGCCGUUGAUAUGGCCUGUUAGUGACUUUGCCACGUGAAAGGUAAACAAAAGAACAGGCAAAUAGCCUAGGCUACAAGUGGAUUCAGCAUCAAGGACAGCGAUCGGAAUUCCUGUGAUUUGACAGUUACAUCCAACAGACGAAAGUGGAAGAUCCAUGUUUUUAACAAAAUUAUAAAGGAAAAACAAUAAGCAUUCUAUUGUAAUAACUUGAUGUGCCUAAACAGAUUCCCUACAGUCACUGACACCUUUCAUUCAAUGGGCAUAAUGAGUCCAAGCAUUUCACAGAAGCUGCAUGGACAAAAAUAAUGUCCAAUAUAAAGAAAAAACUGGAAUGUCUGUUGACUGUUUAGCUGCUCGAGAUAUUUUAAUAAAAUAUUGAUUAUAUGCUAUUGAUUAGGCUACUGUGGGCCUCCGCUGGCAAAAUCGAUGCCAUAACCAAUUAAGUUACAGCUAAGAACAGCUUUUGGUGAGUCUUAAAUAUCACCAGUAGCGCUGCUUGAAAUUGGCACAUUGGUGCACGUUUUUAAGGACACAACUAAAAUAUUUCCACCCCUCCCUCCUCGGCACAAGCGAGCUGAUAUAAGACAGGUAAAUUACCAAUCCUGGCGCCUGGCUUUUACAAGUCGAAAUUGCCAAAGACUGUACGUUUGACACUUGCGCCACCUUAACACCAGCCGAAAAUAGAGGCCUAUGACUCUCAGACUCUCUGAAGGUGAAUCAAAUCAAUACGUGGCCUGUGCUCCUCUGUUAGGUACAAGGGUUUCCCUGUAGCUCUAUUUUCUCUAACCAAUCUUGCUACUGUACUGGCUGGCUUCAUAACAUCUCUAACAGCUCAAAUAAUAUAUUUAAUAAUGAUAUAUCACCAUUUCAAUAAUUCACGCUAAAUUCAGUAACCCCUUAAAAAAUGUUUUGUAUUUUCCUGUUUAUAUAAAUUAAUUACUUGAAGUAUGUGAUGACAAAGCCAUGGAUCCAUCAUGGAAAUAGAAUUACUAAUUAUAUUUCUAUGGGAAUCCAUCCUGUAUUGAACCUCUAUUUCGGGCACCCCUUUGGCGGAAUGAGACCUCCCUCACUCUGAAUAUUUAUGCUUUUCUUAAUUGGAAUAUUUCUGCCGCCGCGUGCGUCUGCCUGGAGUGUGUUGUAUACACUGUGGGGUCAGACACCGUACGCCAUGCCCCCCAGGUUACAUAUCCCAGCAUGGCAGGGAUGGCCCCCUGGGGCUAAUGGGAGAGCAACGUCCUGAUAAUUAGCAUUCUAGCUUUGAGGGUGCCUGUGUGUGUCUAUAAGGGUGUCUGCCAGGGCAAAACAAGGAUAUUUGGUGGCUCUUAGACAAUCAUUACUCCAUAAGUAUUAAUUUAUUCAGCAACAGUGAAUUUUCCUGAGUUGAACACCUUCAGAAACCUGUAUUCAUGCUGAAAUGCAGAAUGCAUUGUAAGGCCAAUGUGUCAUCAUCCUAACAUGAUAGUCAAUGCCAAUCAAGACGCCAGCAGUGAAAUCUGGAAGUUGCGAGAACCUACAGUCCUCUUCUGCAUGAUUUAUGCACUAGAGUGGCUUUACUGUGCUUUAAGAAAAGCUCUGUAAGGGCAGUGUGGCGUUAAUCACAUACUCUUGCUAGAUCAGUGGUCACCAACCUUUUCUGAGUCAUGAUCACUUUCGCAGUCAAAAAGCAAGCUGAGAUCUACCGCUCAGAGUAAAAAAAAAAAAUAUGAUUUCAUUUUUUAACAUUAACCUAAGCUCUGUAGGAAUGAGGUUUGUGCAGUAGGCCUAAUACAUUAUCACAGCAUAUUGGUUAUAGGCCUGGCCUGACAAUAUUGUUAUUCUCAGACAAUAUUAUAUUUCAAAAGUCAAGCUUUGAUAACAAAAUAGAUCAGUUGGUGUAGAACUUGCGAGGCACAGCUGCGCAUAAAUUGAAAUAAUUAGCUAUUUCUUUUUUACUGCAUCUGAUGGUCAUGGUGCUUUCAAGACAACCGGGAACUCAAAAAAUAAUGAAAAGGUCAAAUCAUGACGUCAGUGAUCUUCAGGUCGGAGCUUUAGAAAGAUGCCAGAGUUUCCGACUUGGAAUUCCGAGUUGGAUGACCGGUCGAAAACAAAACUCCCAGUUCUCAGUUGUCUUGAACGCACUGAAGGCGGAUGUCGGAGAUCUCCCAGUUCCCAGUUGUUUUGAACACAUUUGACACGGCAUUAGUCUCAGCGAAGGGAGGGAGAGAGCAGCAGAGGGUCCGCCUCUCACGGUCCCUGCUCUCUCAUUCCUUUCCUCUGGUGAGACUGACCAGAGAGAGUGGACACCGUCUUCCACCUGAUGGAGAAACUUGAGUUGCACCGCAUCUGCAUCUGCCUCAUGCACAAAUUCAUGUUGUUCCUAUGACCAGAGAAAGUGAAAUAUUCCUCAAUAUUAUAAUAGACAAGACGAGCUGCUAAUAAUAAAAAUGCAGGGCUAACGAUACACUUGGCUACUCAUUCAAUGCAGCGCGAGCGGAAGUAGGGAGAAGUGCAUUUUAUGUUUUGUAAUAGUGUUGAAUAAAAACAGUGUUCACAGUGCUUAAUAAAAACUUAAACGUGAACUCACUCAUAAAAACAGCAGUUAUUUGCUGUAUUCUUUGACAUUCUCUCUCUGGUCAUGGUUUUAAAAGUUAUGAAAUCUCAGGUAGGCUUGUAUCAAACUUUGCUGUGGGUAGGGUCUUGGAAGCUGUAGGUACGGUGAUUUGAGCUAUUGGAUUGGCCAGCGCAGUAGGCACACUUGAUUUAGCCACAGAUCUCCUGGUCCACCGGGUAGGCGGAGUUUGUCUUUUAAGACAAAUUAAAUGGUCCAAAAUGUGAACACUUUGCCUACCCAGUUCGCAUGGCUUCUGAAUCAGGUGCACCUAUUGCCCACAGCGCAACACAAAUAUAUAUAUAUAUUUUUUCACAAGCCUUUAUCGUUGGCGUUUCUACAGAAAUGUUUGGCGAUCGACUAGGAAUGCCUUGAUCGUGAUCGACCGGUUGGUGACCACUGUGCUAGAUAAUAACUGACGAAGACAGCAGUGUCUUAAGUUUAACAGCCAUUGCUGUGAUAUUGAUGCGCACAACAAUACACAAAACAUAACAUGUUUACAAUUACAUGACAGACAGGACUCACAAAGACGUGGCAUUUUUUUGUAUGUCUGCGUGCAGUGUGUGGUUGAUGGAGUUUGUGUUACAUGUGUCAUAUAUGUAUCUGCAUGUCAUGUAUGCUGGGUGACUGGUAUGGGACUGUGUCUGGCUGCAGUGGACAUGUGGUCUGUGGGCUGCAUCUUUGGAGAGGUGAUAAGAGGGACAGUGCUGUUCCCAGGCACCGACCGUAUCCUUGCCUCCUUGCCUCCUUCUGGUGCUGUCAUCAACACUAUACUGUACACUGCUAGAAGAACCAAAUACUGUAUAGGGUUAAAUGGCUAGCGUCAUAUAUGGCCCUUAAAACAGUUUUAUAUAGAACAUUUGGAGAGGUAUCCUUGCCUCCUUCUGUAGACUGUAACUAGUAUCAAUACAUUGACACAUUGGCUGUGCUACUAGUUCACCACAGCUAACUAGCUAGUGAUUUCACAUCGGCUACACGUACAUCAUUCUGGCCUUCUUCCAUCCUUUACAAUAUAUCAGGACUGUCAUCGAGAUGAGCAGUUUGAACACCAUCAUAAAAGCUGAACAUUUUGAAAAUAGCCUAAAUUCAUGAUGAGGGAUACUCAUCUGUAUAAAAAGCAAAUGCUUUCUUUUGAAACACAAAUUAACAUAUUUAUCUAUAUGGAAAUGUUUUAAUUCCAGCUAUUUAAAAAAAAUCUAAUUAGACAGCUAAACAUCCAUGUAGAAUAAUUUGAAGGAAUGAAAGGCUCCUCUCACUGCAUUGUGUAGAUUGGACUCCUUUUCAUGCAUUGUGUAGAUGUGAUUCCCACAGUGUGAUGUAGACAAAGAGGAAAUGAAAACGGCGUUCCAGCAGGAUGAGGUCAUGUGUUUCUGGAUGUCCUGGCUGGCUGGCACCCUCUUUGAACUGGCACCCCCCUGCGGAAGAUGAAGAGAUAAAAGACACAGACCCCCUCAGCCUGGUCACACACAAACACACACACCAUCCUUUCCCCCUCUGUUCCUAUCCCAAAAUAGUGCUGAUCAUUCAAAUCAAGUUUCAAGUUUAUUUGCCAUUUGUAAUAAAUUAAAUGGAAAUCGAGCUCUCCCAAUAAAAACAGCAUUAAAAACUGCAAUCUAACACAAAAUCACACCAAUUGGCAUCUGGAACUUUGUACAAUACCAGUACAAUAAUAUCCAUAUUCAUAAAGCAUUGGUUAUACAUUUGAGAGAACUAGGAACUGUUUCAAUCUGCUAUCUGCUAGUUUGAAAACCCACAUUAAACACAAAUGUAGUUACAACUAAUUUAACCCAGCACUAGGGAACAGUUUAAAUCUAUUAAAGGGCUAGGAAACCAAGGAGGAAAUAUUCCCAUCAGUGAUGUGUUGGCUCCGCUCACUAGCACCGUGACUAUGUCCCGAAUGGCACCCUAUUCCCUAUAUAGGGGACCUGGUCAAAAGUAGUGCACUAUAUAGGGAAUAGGGUGCAAUUUGGGGGCGGGGGGGUCUCUGACCAAUAGUACAUUCAGACAGGACUCUCUAUACAUUGUUCUGACACGUACAUCUGGAGAGUCUUGCGUCAGUAUAGAAGGUACUAUACUAGUGUUUAUUGUCGACAAUGUAAGUAUUUUAUUAUCUAUUUAAUUUGUUUAUUUGUCAGAGACCAUGCACAACACAUUGCACCAGAGUUAGCUACAUAUCUCAUUCCAUUGGCAAUCCCUCCCUACCAAGUUGACACCUUUUUUUGUAGUGAUUCAUAGGAGUACAAGGCAUUGUUCAUUUGUGAACCCACUCACAGUCCAUACUGCCUGUCACGAUCGUCAUACAUAGAGGAGGACCAAGGCGCAGCGUGUUGAGCGAACAUACUUUAAUUAGUUAAAGUGCACACACGAUACAAAACAACAAAACGACUCGUAACGUCCUAGGUAACAAUGACCAACUGGAACAAAAACCCACAAACACAAAGGGAAAACAGACAGUUUAAAUAUGGCUCCCAAUCAGAGACAACCAGCCACAGCUGACACUCGUUGCCUCUGAUUGGGAGUCACUCAGGCCAACAAAGAAACAGAAGAACUAGAACCCCCAACAUAGAAAUAUAACACAUAGAAUGAACACACCCUGGCUCAACAUAUAGAGUCCCAGAGCCAGGGUGUGACAGUACCCCCCCCUAAAGGCGCGGACUGCGACCGCGCCUCCACUAGAACAAAACAGGGGAGGGCUGGGUGGGCAUUCCUCCUCGGCGGCGGUUCUGGCUCCGGCCUUGCCCACCACCCUCCAAUAAACCCCCCAUAGCGCCCCUGGUCCGGUCUGGCCCCGCUGGCUGGAGCUGAACUGGACGUAGCAGGAGCGGUUAGCUUCAGCUCCGUAGUGGAGCAGUUGACCGGUACCUUACCAGGCACCGGUGACCCAGGCACGGGUUGUGCUGGACUGACGACGCGCACCCCUGGCUUGGUGCGUGGAGCCGGAACGGGCCGGACCGGGCUGACGACUCGCACUCCUGGCUUGGUGCGUGGAGUAGGAACGGGCCGAACCAGGCUGACGACUCGCACCCCUGGCUUGGUGCGUGGAGUAGGAACGGGCCGGACCAGGCUGACGACUCGCACCCCUGGCUUGGUGCGAGUGGCAGGAACAGGCCGGGCCGGGCUGGCGACGCGCACCGUAGACUUGGUGCGAGUGGCAGGAACAGGCCGGGCCGGGCUGACGAUGCGCACCCCUGGCUUGGUGCGUGGAGCAGGAACAGGCCGGACCGGGCUGGCGACGCACACCGUAGGCUUGGUGCGUGGAGCAGGGACAGGCCGGACCGGGCUGGCGACGCACACCGUAGGCUUGGUGCGAGGAGCAGGGACAGGCCGGACUGGGCUGGCGACGCACACCGUAGGCUUGGUGCGAGGAGCAGGGACAGGCCGGACCGGGCUGGCGACGCACACCGUAGGCUUGGUGCGAGGAGCAGGGACAGGCCGGACCGGGCUGGCGACGCACACCGUAGGCUUGGUGCGUGGAGCAGGAACAGGCCGGACCGGGCUGGCGACGCACACCGUAGGCUUGGUGCGAGGAGCAGGGACAGGCCGGACCGGGCUGGCGACGCACACCGUAGGCUUGGUGCGUGGAGCAGGGACAGGCCGGACCGGGCUGGCGACGCACACCGUAGGCUUGGUGCGAGGAGCAGGGACAGGCCGGACCGGGCUGGCGACGCACACCGUAGGCUUGGUGCGUGGAGCAGGGACAGGCCGGACUGGGCUGGCGACGCACACCGUAGGCUUAGUGCGUGGAGCAGGGACAGGCCGGACCGUACUGGGGACACACACCACUGGCUCUAUACCGGGAUCUGGAACGGGCCGGACCGGACUGGUAACACACCCCAGUACCUCUCGCCGUGCCUCUAAACCUUCCUUCCCUUCCUUUACCAGUGACCCCCGUAACCUGGUGGCCCUCUGAAUACGCCCCUUGUCUGCCUCCGUCAGCCCCGUCGUCCAUGCCGUGUGCCCCCCCCUAAAAAUUUUCUGGGGUUGCCUCUCGCCUGUCCGACGUUGACCCGUUUGGCGCCGCUGCUCCUCUCUCCGGCGCGCCUCCACCGUCUCUUCCCACGGACGCCGAUCCAUCCCGGCCUGUAUCUCCUUCCAUGUCCAGGCUGCCUGGUCCUGGACACGCUGCUUGGUCCUUGUAUGGUGGGUUUUUCUGUCACGAUCGUCAUACAUAGAGGAGGACCAAGGCGCAGCGUGUUGAGCGAACAUACUUUAAUUAGUUAAAGUGCACACACGAUACAAAACGACUCGUAACGUCCUAGGUAACAAUGACCAACUGGAACAAAAACCCACAAACACCAAGGGAAAACAGACAGUUUAAAUAUGGCUCCCAAUCAGAGACAACCAGCCACAGCUGACACUCGUUGCCUCUGAUUGGGAGUCACUCAGGCCAACAAAGAAACAGAAGAACUAGAACCCCCAACAUAGAAAUAUAACACAUAGAAUGAACACACCCUGGCUCAACAUAUAGAGUCCCAGAGCCAGGGUGUGACACUGCCACUGCACAAUAUUGCACAAUGUUGAUCAACAUCUGACUGUCAGAAUAGAAAGAGAUCUCUUUUUUUCUGCGAUUGAACUGAUUCAAUAUGGAAGAGAGAACUUGUUUGAGAAAUGGCAGAUUAUAGAAAAGUUGUCUGAUACUGAUAUGCUCAUGUCCCUCCGCUUAGUGAUAUGUCCCAAUGUGGCUCUUACGCAUCUGCUUGUAGGACUAUUGUAGGCCUAUGCAUGAAUGAUGAGUAUUGGACAAACAGUACAUUGUCCCCUUCAAUGGUUAGUGAUAUAUAUUAAAGCCUAUAUUUUAUUUAUUUGAGACAGCCAGAGUGCUGUCCUGUCCAAGUUUGUUGUGUGUUUUCCUUAACCCCACCCCCUCUCAGAUAUCGACCAAUGGAAUAAGGUGAUUGAGCAGCUGGGCACGCCCUCACCAGAGUUUAUGAAGAAGCUGCAGCCCACUGUCCGUAGCUACGUAGACAACAGGCCCAAAUACGCAGGCCUCACCUUCCCCAAACUCUUCCCCGACUGCCUCUUCCCUGCAGACUCAGAGCACAACAAACUCAAAGGUAAGUGAGACAAUAAAGUAUUCUAUAGCCUAAACUUUCUGGUAUUUCUAAUUCUAUGCUUAUAGCCCUUAGAGUAUGUGUGUGGAGGUUGUGUAGUUUGUUUAUUUGUGUAUGUACGUGUGUGUUGUAGGCCUACCUACAGAAGCAGAAUCUCAAUCAGUAAUUAUAUGGCAUGUACACUGUAUGUCUCUGUGUGAUAAAGGCAAAAAUGUUUUAUGUCUGUGCUCAAUAGUAAUCUCAUAAAACAAGACUCGCUCAGAGGCAGUGUGGCUCGCGAGGGGCCAGCCUAGGUGAAGUAAUAUAGCUUCACUUAAAUUGGUUGACUUUGAUGGUAUACCAAUUGAGGUGUACAUGUUUUUUUUAUUAUUAUUGAGGUGUACAGUGGCUUGCGAAAGUAUUCACCCCCCUUGGCAUUUUUCCUAUUUUGUUGCCUUACAACCUGGAAUUGAAAUGGAUUUUUGGGGGGUUUGUAUCAUCUGAUUUACACAACAUGCCUACCACUUUGAAGAUACAAAAUAUUUUUUCUUGUGAAACAAACAAGAAAUAAGACAAAAAAACAGAACUUGAGCGUGCAUAACUAUUCACCCCCCCAAAGUCAUUACAGCUGCAAGUGUCUUGGGGUAUGUCUCUAUAAGCUUGGCACAUCUAGCCACUGGAAUUUUUGCCCAUUCUUCAAGGCAAAACUGCUCCAGCUCCUUCAAGUUGGAUGGGUUCUGCUGGUGUACAGCAAAAGUCAUACCACAGAUUCUCAAUUGGAUUGAGGUCUGGGCUUUGACUAGGCCAUUCCAAGACAUUUAAAUGUUUCCCCUUAAACCACUCAAGUGUUGCUUUAGCAGUAUGCUUAGGGUCAUUGUCCUGCUGGAAGGUGAACCUCCGUCCCAGUCUCAAAUCUCUGGAAGACUGAAACAGGUUUCCCUCAAGAAUUUCCCUGUAUUUAGCGCCAUCCAUCAUUCCUUCAAUUCUGACCAGUUUCCCAGUGCCUGUCGAUGGAAAAACAUCCCCACAGCAUGAUGCUUCCACCUCCAUGCUUCACUGUGGGGUUGGUGUUCUUGGGGUGAUGAGCGGUGUUGGGUAUGCGCCAGACAUAGCUUUUUCCUUGAUGGCCAAAAGGCUCAAUUUUAGUCUCAUCUGACCAGAGUACCUUCUUCCAUAUGUUUGGGUAGUCUCCCACAUGCCUUUUGGCGAACACCAAACGUGUUUGCUUAAUAUUUGUCUUUAAGAAAUGGCUUUUUCUGGCCACUCUUCCAUAAAGCCCAGCUCUGUGGAGUGUAAGGCUUAAAGUGGUCCUAUGGACAGAUACUCCAAUCUCCGCUGUGGAGCUUUGCAGCUCUUUCAGGGUUAUCUUUGGUCUCUUUGGUGCCUCUCUGAUUAAUGUCCUCCUUGCCUGGUCCGUGAGUUUUGGUGGGUGGCCCUCUCUUGGCAGGUUUGUUGUGGUGCCAUAUUCUUUCCAUUUUUUUAUAAUGGAUUUAAUGGUGCUCCGUGGGAUGUUCAAAGUUUCUGAUAUUUUUUUAUAACCCAACCUUGAUCUGUACUUCUCCACAACUUUGUCCCUGACCUGUUUGGAGAGCUCCUUGGUCUUCAUGGUGCCGCUUGCUUGGUGGUGCCCCUUGCUUAGUGGUGUUGCAGAAUCUGGGGCCUUUCAGAACAGGUGCACACAGGUGGACUUUAUGUAACUAGUUAUGUGACUUCUGAAGGUAAUUGGCUGCACCAGAUCUUAUUUAGGGGCUUCAUAGCAAAGGUGGUGAAUACAUAUGCACGCACCACUUUUCCGUUAUUAAUUUUUUUGAUUUCUUUGAAACAAGUAAUUUUUUUCAUUUCACUUCACCAAUUUGGACUAUUUUAUGUAUGUCCAUUACUUGAAAUCCAAAUAAAAAUCCAUUUAAAUUACAGGUUGUAAUGCAACAAAAUAAGAAAAACGCCAAGGGGAUUGAAUACUUUUGCAAGGCACUAUACAGUGGGGAAAAAAAGUAUUUAGUCAGCCACCAAUUGUGCAAGUUUUCCCACUUAAAAAGAUGAGAGAGGCCUGUAAUUUUCAUCAUAGGUACACGUCAACUAUGACAGACAAAUUGAGGAAUUUAUUUCUCCAGAAAAUCACAUUGUAGGAUUUUUUAUUAAUUUAUUUGCAAAUUAUGGUGGAAAAUAAGUAUUUGGUCAUCUACAAACAAGCAAGAUUUCUGGCUCUCACAGACCUGUAACUUCUUCUUUAAGAGGCUCCUCUGUCCUCCACUCGUUACCUGUAUUAAUGGCACCUGUUUGAACUUGUUAUCAGUAUAAAAGACACCUGUCCACAACCUCAAACAGUCACACUCCAAACUCCACUAUGGCCAAGACCAAAGAGCUGUCAAAGGAAACCAGAAACAAAAUUUUAGACCUGCACCAGGCUGGGAAGACUGAAUCUGCAAUAGGUAAGCAGCUUGGUUUGAAGAAAUCAACUGUGGGAGCAAUUAUUAGGAAAUGGAAGGCAUACAAGACCACUGAUAAUCUCCCUCGAUCUGGGGCUCCACGCAAGAUCUCACCCCGUGGGGUCAAAAUGAUCACAAGAACGGUGAGCAAAAAUCCCAGAACCACACGGGGGGGGACCUAGUGAAUGACCUGCAGAGAGCUGGGACCAAAGUAACAAAGCCUACCAUCAGUAACACACUACGCCGCCAGGGACUCAAAUCCUGCAGUGCCAGACGUGUCCCCCUGCUUAAGCCAGUACAUGUCCAGGCCCGUCCGAAGUUUGCUAGAGUGCAUUUGGAUGAUCCAGAAGAGGAUUGGGAGAAUGUCAUGUGGUCAGAUGAAACCAAAAUAUAACUUUUUGGUAAAAACUCAACACGUCGUUUUUGGAGGACAAAGAAUGCUGAGUUGCAUCCAAAGAACACCAUACCUAAUGUGAAGCAUGGGGGUGGAAACAUCAUACUUUGGGGCUGUUUUUCUGCAAAGAGACCAGGACGACUGAUCCGUGUAAAGGAAAGAAUGAAUGGGGCCAUGUAUCGUGAGAUUUUGAGUGAAAACCUCCUUCCAUCAGCAAGGGCAUUGAAGAUUAAACGUGGCUGGGUCUUUCAGCAUGACAAUGAUCCCAAACACACCGCCCGGGCAACGAAGGAGUGGCUUCGUAAGAAGCAUUUCAAGGUCCUGGAGUGGCCUAGCCAGUCUCCAGAUCUCAACCCCAUAGAAAAUCUUUGGAGGGAGUUGAAAGUCCGUGUUGCCCAGCGACAGCCCCAAAACAUCACUGCUCUAGAGGAGAUCUGCAUGGAGGAAUGGGCCAAAAUACCAGCAACAGUGUGUGAAAACCUUGUGAAGACUUACAGAAAACGUUUGACCUGUGUCAUUGCCAACAAAGGGUAUAUAACAAAGGAUUGAGAAACUUUUGUUAUUGACCAAAUACUUAUUUUCCACCAUAAUUUGCAAAUAAAUUCAUUAAAAAUCCUACAAUGUGAUUUUCUGGAUUUUCUUUUCUCAUUUUUUCUGUCAUAGUUGACGUGUACCUAUGAUGAAAAUUACAGGCCUCUCUCAUCUUUUUAAGUGGGAGAACUUGCACAAUUGGUGGCUGACUAAAUACUUUUUUUCCCCACUGUACAUGUAUUUUUUAUUUUUCAGAAAUCAAGAAAAGUUUACUCGCCUGCUUACAUUUUUCAUUUGAACAGGGAUAACUAUCAGCCACCCAAAGAGUGGCUGAUUACAUUACUAUUGAAGCAGGAGGCAAAUGGUCAAUAUAAAAGCCAUGUACACCUCAAAAACUGGAGACUGCUCACUUUAUUGUGCUGUGAUACCCAUAUUCUAUCAAAAAUGCACUUAGAAUGAAGAAAUUAAUAAGUAGAAUUAACCAAAGUCAGCAAUCUGGCUACAUUAGUGACAAUAUUCAUUAUUUUCUUGAAACUAUUGAACAUUAUGAAAAGGAAGAAAAGGCAGGUUUGAUGUUUAUUGCAGCUUUUGAGAAGGCUUUUGGUAAGAUAAAAUUGGAUUUCAUUUAUGGAUGCCUUCAGUAUUUUAGUAGUUUAUUCAAUGGUUUGGGGUCUUCUAUCCAAAACCAGUGAGUAAAGCAGUGAAUAAUGGGUAUUUAUCUGACAACUUUGAGUUAUUUAGAGGGCCCCGACUAUCGCCUUAUUUAUUCUUAUUGGUUAGAGACAUACCAUUUUCAUUUGGAAAACAACAAAUUGGUUGCCUUCACACACAAAUUCCACUCUUUCUGGGAGGAGCAGUUUGAUACUCCCAUCCCUUGAAAACAGGUUUUUGGCUUGAUUUAUAAAACAACAUUAGACGCCAUCUUCAGUUGAAGAUAUUGUAAAAAUAUCUGGCUACAAACAAGAUGAUGGUGCAUCGAAGAAUCACAUUUGUGCCGUUUUUGUGGUGUGGAGUAUUUGCAAAAGAAAAUCUGGUAUUGCCCCAUAGUUGUUAACUUUGUGGUCCUCUGUAGCUCAGUUGGUAGAGCACGGCGCUUGUAACGCCAAGGUAGUGGGUUCGAUCCCCGGGACCACCCAUACACAAAAAAUGUAUGCACAAAUGACUGUAAGUCGCUUUGGAUAAAAGCGUCUGCUAAAUGGCAUAUUAUUAUUAUAACUUUAUUUUCUAUAAUAGUUUUUUCAAAAUAGUUUUUUUGUAUUUUUACACCCUUUUUCUUCCCAAUUUCGUGAUAUCCAAUUGCUAUCCAAUUACGAUCUUAUCUCAUCGCUGCAACUCCUCAAUAGGCUCGGGAGAGGCGAAGGUCGAGUCAUGCGUCCUACGAAACAUGACCCUCCAAGCCGCGCUGCUUCUUAACACCCGCUCACUUGACCCGGGCAAAUUGUGCACCGCCCUAUGGGACUCUCGGUCACAGCUGGAUCGAACCCCAGGCUGUAGUGACGCCUCAACACUGCGAUGCAGUGACUUAGACCACUGCGCCACUCGGGAGUCCCGUAGUUGCUAACUUUUGGGUAAAAGUAAAACAGUGGUUACUCCCUGUUUUGUUAUAAUAAUAAAAUAAUAAAUAAUUGGUCAUUUAGCAGACGCUCUUAUCCAGAGCGACUAGGGUUAAGUGCCUUGCUCAAGGGCACAUCGACAGAUUUUUCACCUAGUCGGCUCGGGGAUUAGAACCAGCGACCUUUCGGUUACUGGCACAACGCUCUUAACCACUAAGCUACCUGCCGCCCACCACUAAGCUACCUGCCGUUAUAUCUCCACCAACAGUUAUAUUGGGUGACUUAAGGGAUAGAAGCAACACGAUAUACAAUCUCUUAAUUCUGCUGGGGAAAGCUUUCCUUUUUUAAACUUCUAAAUAUCUGUCAAACACUUUUAUACACUAGAAGGAUUGAUCAACAAAAAAAAAUAAUGGGAGGUCUCCAGAUUUUACUGAUAAGUGUGACCAAAUAACAAGUCAAGAGAGAUGGGCCUGAUUUCAUAGGCAAAGGAAAUGUGCUCCUGAUCGAUAGUCAUAUGACAAUUCUAGUUGUUGUUAUUAUUAUAUUUUUAUAUUUUUUUUAUUGUGUUAUUUUUUUAAAUGUCCUUUUGUAGUUUGUUAGAGUAAUUGCUUGUUUGUUUUUGUGUGUCCAACACACUGAGGUAUUGGGCUGAAGAGGGUGGGGUGUUCUGGGGGAGGCGUGGCGGGUAGUCUGGGGGACCAUGAACCUUCUCUAUUGUGGGAUGGUUAAUGCAAUGGCUGUCAAUGGUAUUACAUACCUAUGAUUGUUUUUUAAAUGAAGGAAAUAAAUACCAUCAAAAAUAAAUAUUUUAAAUAAUAAAAAUAGUUUAGUCCUCAAAAAAAAAUAAUGAAUUCAGAGGAAGAUGUUUUAAACCAAGACAUCAUGCACUACAUUUCCCUCUACAUUUCCCAAUAAAUAUUCCUACAGGAGGCUACCAGAGAAAAUCCUUGUAAGGUAGCUUAGUGGGUAAGAGCGUUGUGCCAGUAACCGAAAGGUCGCUGGUUCUAAUCCCCGAGCCGACUAGGUGAAAAAUCUGUCGGUGCCCUUAAGCAAGGCACUUAACCCUAAUUGCUCAUGUAAGUCGCUCUGGAUAAGAGCGUCUGCUAAGUGACUAAAAUGUAAAUGUAAAUAUAUCCGAGGAAGAUUCCCUAAAUACAGUAUAAUGAAAUCUGCUGCUCUGGUGUGUUGUUGUUUCCUGGUGCUGCUGCUAAUGUUGUAUGUUUGGGAAGGAAAUUCACAGGUAUCACUCUAUAUUCCUCAUGCUGCCUGCUGCCAGCCUGAUCUCUGCAGAUACAAGUGGAAAGGGGUGAUAAGAGGAAUAUACCCACUGAGUCAUAGAGUCCUGUGUAGCUCAGUUGGUAGAGCAUGGCGUUUGCAACGCCAGGGUUGUGGGUUCGAUUCCCACGGGGGGCCAGUAUGAAAAUGUAUGCACUCACUAACUGUAAGUCGCUCUGGAUAAAAUAUAAAGAAAUAGAGGCCAAAUACUGGACACAGUAGAGUUGGAAGGAAGCGUAAAGUUAGAGCGAUUUGUAUUUGAGAGGGAGUGUGUUAGAGAGAGACUGUUUUAGAGCUACUGUGUUACAAAAACUGUGGUAAACCAUUUUUACACUACUGAGCCCAGCUGACCUGUACUGUGCUGGCCUGGUUACACAUCCACCAUGGACAAAAUUAAAAUAACAUAUCUGAGCCAGCACAUUACGGUUCAGGUCAGCACGAUAAUGUGAAAAGAAUAUGAGAGCACUGUGUACGUAACUGUCAGUGGAGGCUGCUGAUGGGAGGAUGGCUCAUAAUAAGGGCUGGAAUGGAGUCAAUGGAAUGGCAUCAAACACAUCAAAGACGUGGUUUCCAUGUGUUUGUUACCAUUCCAUUGACUCCAUUCCAGCCAUUAUUAUGAGCUGUCCUCCUCUCAGCAGCCUCCACUGGUAUCUGUACUGUAGGCUGGAAAUCCUCUCCGGCAUAAAGCUAGUGGAGUCGUGGCCUUUGGUUACACUGCAUGCUAAGAGAGCUGCUAUACUAGAGAUGUGAGUCGCUCAGAGGAGGGAGUGACUGAUCGGCCAUUUUGGAGAUUGCUAUUGCUGGCCUCUAGCUGCUGGCUUCUCUUCUGACAUAAAUUGGCAUGUUAGUGUGUUGAACCAUAAUAUUCCCUGAGUGUUAAGCCUUGACUGUGGUGCUAUGGAAACAGAGGAGGGAUAAUCUUAAAGGCACUGUAAACUAUUGUCUCACAGUUUGCCUGUGUCUGAAAUGGCACCCUAUUCCCUAUAUAGCACACUACCUUUGACCAGAGCCCUGGUCAAACGUAGUGCACUACAUAGGGGAUAAGGUGCCCUUUCGGACGCAGACUGUUUGAUACAGUGUGUUAUUGAUGAUUGAUUUUCUUCCUCUCUCAUGUCCUUUGCCUUGACUCUGACCCCUGUAUGGAACCUGAAUAUGCUUCUCUCUCUGUCUCCACAGCUAGCCAGGCCAGAGAUCUGUUGUCUAAGAUGUUGAUUAUUGAUCCAGCCAAGCGGAUACAAGUGGACGAAGCCUUACAGCACCCCUACAUCAACGUUUGGUACGACCCAGCCGAGGUGGAGGCGGUGAGUAGGAGGAGCAUAGAAUGAGAAUGAAGGAAUUAGAAUGACAUCAUUCUAUGAGGAUGAAUCUGUACCCAGCUAUCACAUAAUGUUCUGAGAACAAUAUGUUUCUUAGAGCUUGGUGAGAUGGUGGUUUUUAUUUUGCAUACAACCUUCCCACAAUUGGUGCAGGAUAGUUGUUUGGCUUUGGAAAAUUCUCAGCACAUUUAAGAACCUGAAAAAAAUAAGUUAUUUUCUUGAUAUUUCAUUACUUUAACAGAAUGUUUCCUAAAAGUUCAAACAUGGUUACAUUUCAGUUAAAAUUUGGUAAUGUUCUAGGAAUGUUCUCCAACUGGUUUAAUAUUGGGAAUGUUCUCAAAAGGUUCAGAACAUUAAGAAACAACAUUCUUCUGUGGGAUUUGCUGUACUUCAGCAUAGCGUUUCCUCCGUUUCCUCAUGGUUCUAUUUAAAGUCAUGUUCUCAAAUUGUUCCGAGAACAUUAAGACAACGUUCCAUAAAAAGCACAAUAAAAUGUUUACGUUCAGAGAACGUUCUAAGAAUGUUAUUUAAAAACAUACAUUCAGUUCUCAGAACGUGAAGAAAACUUUCCAUAAAAAACACAAGAAAACUUUAGUAACGUUCAGAGAAUGUUCUAAGAAUGUUAUUUAAAAACAUUACAUUCUUAGCAUCAGCAAAACAUAUUGAAAUAUUCCAUAACGUUUUUAGGAAGUUAUUCAAUUAAUACAACUUCACAGGAAAACAUUAAAGGAACCAGAGUAAAUUGUUCUCAGAACAUCCCUGCAACCUAAAAAUAAAAGUUCCCAGAAAAGUCAAAAUAUUCACUUCUGUUUUCAGGAAAGGUAUGACUUUUUUCCCACAACCAAUGUGAAACCAAAAACAUACAUUCCCACAACUACCAAGGAACCAGAUGUGCUAGCUGGGUAGCCAGAAUGAGAGUGGCAGCCUUAUAGAUUAGUAGCCCUAGCUCAAUCCUAUAGCUCGUCGCCCGUUUAGUUAAGCCUGUUUCCAUUUGCCUUGUGUUUGUAUUAGAGGUGUGUAGAUAUAUACUGUAGGUAAUGGUUACUAUGGGAACUGUCCGGAGAGAGUGCAUUUUCUAUAUAUAUAUAUAUUAUUAUUUUAUUUUUUUUAUUUUUUUUUACAUCUCAUAAUUUUUUUUUUUUGUCAAACCUUUUAUGGUCAUCCCCUACCCACUUAGGCUUAUAGAAACAUGUACGCAUGCUACUGACAAUCAUGAACUGUAGAUACAUCCCAGCAGGCUAAACUGGUUGUUUUGCCGGCGGGAAUGUGCAUGAUUCCUCAAAUAGGACACAUACACACAGUGUCAAUACUUUUGGAGAAUACACUACAUUAUCCUCCAAGGGUUGUGAAUGAUGGGAGUCAUGUGAUAAGGACAGAUCUUACUGGAACAUAAUAGACAUAAUAGCAGGCAUUUAUUGAGGUCCACUGGUUAUGUGCUUAUGCAUUAAGUAUAGUCAUUCCCUCUUGAAGACCUUUGUCAUUAUGAGAUAAUGUGAGAUUGGGAAAAAGCCAUUUGCAGCCCGUCUCUUGCUUGAUGAAUUCUUUAGAUGCAAUACACACAAAGUAUGCCUAUUUGCCUAUGCAUAAUGCAAUACAGUAUGAAUGGCUUUCCCUGAACUGUAAUACAGUGAGCAUACAUAGGACUGGGGUGGUGCAUGUAAGCUAACCGUCUCUGUUAGCCUGGAACGACUUUAUAUGAAAGAAGUGUACAAAUAUACAGUAUGAACAGCUCUCAACAAGAUAAAUUAAUACAAUGAUCAAGUUUAUUGUUACUUCCUUAUUUGAGAUCGAAUCACACACCUUCACUAUAAUAUCUUUGUUUGGAAAUAUGAAUAUGCGUUUUAAAGUAUUAUAUGACUUUUAAUGUGGGGAGAACAAGUAUUUGAUACACUGCCGAUUUUGCAGGUUUUCCUACUUACAAAGCAUGUAGAGGUCUGUAAUUUUUAUCAUAGGUACACUUCAACUGUGAGAGACUGAAUCUAAAACCAAAAUCCAGAAAAUCACAUUUUAUGAUUUUUAAGUAAUUAAUUUGCAUUUUAUUGCAUGACAUAAGUAUUUGAUCACCUACCAACCAGUAGGAAUUCCGGCUCUCACAGACCUGUUAGUUUUUCUUUAAGAAGCCCUCCUGUUCUCCACUCAUUACCUGUAUUAACUGCACCUGUUUGAACUCAUUACCUGUAUAAAAGACACCUGUCCACACACUCAAUCAAACAGACUCCAACCUCUCCACAAUGGCCAAAACCAGAGAGCUGUGUAAGGACAUCAGGGAUAAAAUUGUAGACCUGCACAAGGCUGGGAUGGGCUACAGGACAAUAGGCAAGCAGCUUGGUGAGAAGGCAACAACUGUUGGCGCAAUUAUUAGAAAAUGGAAGAAGUUCAAGAUGACGGUCAAUCAUCCUCGGUCUGGGGCUCCAUGCAAGAUCUCACCUCGUGCGGCAUCAAUGAUCAUGAGGAAGGUGAGGGAUCAGCCCAGAACUACACGGCAGGACCUGGUCAAUGACCUGAAGAGAGCUGGGACUACAGUCUCAAAGAAAACCAUUAGUAACACACUACGCCGUCAUGGAUUAAAAUCCUGCAGCGCACGCAAGGUCCCCCUGCUCAAGCCAGCGCAUGUCCAGGCCCGUCUGAAGUUUGCCAAUGACCAUCUGGAUGAUCCAGAGGAGGAAUGGGAGAAGGUCAUGUGGUCUGAGACAAAAAUAGAGCUUUUUGGUCUAAACUCCACUCGCCGUGUUUGGAGGAAGAAGAAGGAUGAGUACAACCCCAAGAACACCAUCCCAACCGUGAAGCAUGGAGGUGGAAACAUCAUUCUUUGGGGAUGCUUUUCUGCAAAGGGGACAGGACGACUGCACCGUAUUGAGGGGAGGAUGGAUGGGGCCAUGUAUUGCGAGAUCUUGGCCAACAACCUCCUUCCCUCAGUAAGAGCAUUGGAGAUGGGUCGUGGCUGGGUCUUCCAGCAUGACAACGACCCGAAACACACAGCCAGGGCAACUAAGGAGUGGCUCCGUAAGAAGCAUCUCAAGGUCCUGGAGUGGCCAAGCCAGUCUCCAGACCUGAACCCAAUAGAAAAUAUUUGGAGGGAGCUGAAAGUCCGUAUUGCCCAGCGACAGCCCCGAAACCUGAAGGAUCUGGAGAAGGUCUGUAUGGAGGAGUGGGCCAAAAUCCCUGCUGCAGUGUGUGCAAACCUGGUCAAGACCUACAGUGUCAAGAAUGCUGUAGGUGGGUGUAGUGGUGGAAUCAAGCGCAGGACACCGAAGUAUAGUCCAAAAGACUUUAGUGCAAUUCCCAACAAGGGAAAAAUCGAACACACUGGCCCGAAGGCGAAACUACGCACGAAGGCGACAAAACAAAAGGCGCACAAACUUAUAGGACACUAAUUACACUAAACGAGAACAGGUGUCACAACAAACAGACAAAAGCAAACGAACAUAGAAACAUGCAACGGUGGCAGCUAGUAUUCCGGAGACAACGAACGCCGAAGCCUGCCCGAACAAGGAAGAGAGGCAGCCUCGGCCGAAACCGUGACAGUACCCCUCCCUUGACGCGCGGCUCCAGACGUGCGCCGACUCCGGCCUCGGGGACGACCAGGAGGACGCGGAGCAGGGUGCGUCGGGUGCCCACGAUGGAAUUCCGUCAGGAGAGACGGGUCCAAAAUGUCUCUCCUCGGCACCCAGCACCGUUCCUCCGGACCGUACCCCUCCCACUCCACUAGAUAUUGGAGACCCCCCAUCCGACGUCUCGAAUCCAAGAUGGACCUCACGGAGUACGCCGGUGCCCCCUCGAUGUCCAAUGGGGGCGGAGGAGUCUCCCUGAUCUCACUUUCUUGGAGUGGGCCAGCUACCACCGGCCUGAGAAGAGACACAUGGAACGAGGGGUUAAUACUUUUAUAUUCAACAGGUAGUUGUAAUUUGUAACACACCUCGUUCAACCUUCUCAGGACUUUAAAUGGCCCUACAAACCGCCGACCCAGUUUCCGACAGGGCAGGCGGAGGGGCAGGUUUCUGGUAGAGAGCCAGACUCGAUCACCAGGUGCGUACACCGGUCCCUCACUGCGGUGGAGAUCGGCGCUCGCCUUAUGACGACGGAGGGCCCGCUGCAGGUGGACGUGUGCAGCGUUCCAUGUCUCCUCCGAGCGCCGCGCCCACUCAUCCACCGCAGGAGCCUCGAUCUGGCUCUGCUGCCAAGGUGCCAGAACCGGCUGGUAACCUAACACACAUUGGAAAGGGGUUAGGUUAGUGGAGGAAUGGCGUAGGGAAUUCUGGGCCAUCUCGGCCCAGGGAACGUACCUUGCCCACUCCUCCGGCCGGUCCUGGCAGUAUGUUCUAAGAAACCUACCCACAUCCUGGUUCACGCGUUCCACCUGCCCAUUACUCUCCGGGUGGUAACCCGAGGUGAGGCUCACCGAGACCCCCAACCGCUCCAUAAAGGCUCUCCAGACCCUGGAGGUCAAUUGGGGACCUCGAUCAGACACAAUAUCCUCGGGUACCCCGUAGUGCCGGAACACAUGGGGGAAUAGUGCUUCGGCAGUUUGCAGGGCAGUAGGAAGGCCCGGCAUGGGGAGCAAACGACAGGCCUUAGAAAACCGGUCCACAACGACCAGUAUAGUGGUAUUCCCCUGUGAAGGAGGAAGGUCAGUAAGGAAAUCCACCGAGAGGUGGGACCAUGGUCGUUGUGGAACGGGCAGGGGUAGUAACUUACCCCUAGGCAGAUGUCUAGGCGCCUUACACUGGGCGCACACCGAGCAGGAGGAAACAUAAACCCUCACAUCCCUUGCCAACGUGGGCCACCAGUACUUGGCACUAAGACAGUGCACUGUCCGGCCGAUACCAGGGUGUCCAGAGGAGGGUGACGUGUGAGCCCAAUAGAUCAAUCGAUCCCGAACCUCGAGCGGAACGUACUUCCGACCCUCCGGGCAUUGCGGUGGACUAGGGUCGGUGCGUAACGCCCGCUCGAGCUCAGCAUCGACCUCCCACACUACCGGUGCCACCAGACACGACUCCGGCAGUAUGGGAGUGGGCUCCACGGACCUCUCCUCCGUGUCAUAUCGCCGAGACAGUGCAUCUGCCUUACCGUUCUGUGACCCAGGGAUGUACGUGAUCUUAAAUGUAAACCGGGUCAAAAACAUAUUCCAUCUUGCCUGGCGAGGGUUCAGCCUCCUCGCUGCCCGGAUGUACUCCAGGUUACGGUGGUCCGUCAAAAUGAGGAAAGGGUGUUGAGCCCCCUCAAGCCAGUGCCUCCACACCUUUAGGGCCUGUACCACGGCUAACAGCUCCCUGUCCCCUACGUCAUAGUUUCGCUCCGCCGGACUGAGCUUCUUGGAAUAAAAAGCACAGGGGCGGAGUUUAGGUGGCGCGCCUGACCGUUGUGAAAGCACGGCUCCUAUACCGGCCUCUGACGCGUCCACCUCUACCUGAAAUGGCAAGGAGGGAUCCGGAUGCGCCAGCACCGGGGCCGAGGUAAACAGGUCCUUCAGCCUCCCAAACGCCCUGUCCGCCUCAGCAGACCACUGCAGACGCACCGGACCCCCCUUCAAAAGAGACGUGAUGGGAGCUGCCACCUGUCCAAAACCCCGGAUAAACCUCCGGUAGUAAUUCGCAAACCCCAAAAACUGCUGCACCUCCUUCACAGUGGUUGGUGUUUGCCAAUUACGCACGGCUGAUACCCGGUCUACCUCCAUCUUCACCCCUGACGCAGACAACUGAUACCCCAAAAAGGAGACCGACUCCUGGAAAAACAGACACUUCUCUGCCUUCACAUACAGGUCGUGCUCCACCAGCCUCCGCAACACUCUGCGCACCAGGGCCACAUGCUCGACUCGGGUAGGCGAGUACACGAGAAUGUCAUCUAUGUACACAACCACCCCCUGCCCCUGCAUGUCCCUGAAGAUCUCAUCCACGAAUGAUUGGAAAACUGACGGAGCGUUCAUCAACCCGUAUGGCAUGACAAGAUACUCGUAAUGGCCCGAGGUGGUACUAAAGGCUGUCUUCCAUUCAUCGCCCUUCCUGAUGCGCACCAAGUUGUACGCGCUCCUGAGAUCUAAUUUAGUGAAGAAAUGCGCCCCAUGCAAUGACUCAGUCAUGGUCGCAAUCAGCGGGAGUGGAUAACUGUACUUCACCGUGAUCUGAUUGAGACCACGGUAAUCAAUGCACGGGCGUAAACCACCAUCCUUUUUCUUCACAAAAAAGAAACUCGAGGACGCAGGGGAAGUGGAAGGCCGUAUGUAUCCUUGUCUCAGAGAUUCGUCUAUGUAAGUCUCCAUAGCUUUCUUCUCCUCCUGAGACAGAGGAUACACAUGGCUCCGUGGGAGCGCAGCUCCUGCCUGGAGGUCUAUCGCACAAUCUCCCUGCCUAUGGGGCGGCAACCGCGUCGCCCUCGACUUACUAAACGCAAUAGCCAAAUCCCCAUACUCAGGGGGAACGUGCAAUGCGGGCACCUGGUUUGGACUCUCCACCGAGGUAGCCCCUACGGAAACGCCCAAACAUCGACCCACACACUGGGCAGACCACUCCAUCAGAGCCCUCUCCUGCCACGAAAUAGAUGGGUUAUGGGUACUCAACCAGGGCAUGCCCAGCACCACCGGAUACGCAGGCGAGUCGAUCAGAAAUAGCUGAAUCAUCUCCUGAUGACCCCCCUGUGCACACAUCCUAAGUGGCGCAGUGACCUCCCUGAUCAAGCCCGCACCCAACGGACGGCUAUCUAGGGCAUGAACGGGGAAAGGGACGUCAACAGGGAGAAGGGGAAUCCCUAAGGCUAAACAAAACUUCUUAUCAACAAAAUUCCCAGCCGCGCCUGAAUCUACCAGCGCCUUAUGCUGGGAAUGAGGUGCUACCUGUGGAAAACGCACAGGUAUACAGAAAUGUGCAACAGAGAGCUCUGGGUGAGUGGGGCGCCUACUCACCUGGAAGGACUCCCCAGUGCGGGACCUGUCGUCCUCUCCCCUAGGAGGCCAUCCCCAGCACCUAGCCGCGGUGUGUCCUCCCCGACCACAGUUGGUGCAGGAGAUGGACCCCCUCGUAAGCCGACCCCUCCUCUCUCCAGCGCCAGCGCCCCCGAGCUCCAUGGGGCACGGCUCGGAGGCGCUGGAGGGUGAAAUGGACGGACCCCCCUCGGAACGUCCGCGGGUAGCUAGCAGGUUAUCCAGCCUGAUGGACAUGUCGACCAACUGGUCGAACGAGAGGCUGGUGUCCCUACAGGCCAGCUCCCGACGGACGUCCUCGCGUAGACUACAUCUGUAGUGAUCGAUGAGAGCCCGCUCAUUCCACCCUGCAUCCGCCGCUAGAAUACGGAAUUCUAGGGCGAACUCCUGGGCACUCCUCCUCCCCUGCCGGAGGAAGACCAGACGCUCCCCCGCCGCUUUCCCCUCCGGGGGAUGGUCAAACACCGCCUUGAAGCGGCGGGAGAACUCGUCGUAGGUGAUGGUGUCCGCGUCGAUCCUCCUCCACUCUGCGUUGGCCCAUUCCAACGCCUUCCCGGAAAGGCAGGAGAUCAGGGCGGACACGCUCUCAUGUCCCGAGGGCGCCGGGUGCACGGUGGCCAGGUACAGCUCCACCUGGAGAAGGAAUCCCUGACACCCGGCCGCGGUCCCAUCGUAGGCCCUCGGGAGCGAGAGUCGAACUCCUCUGGGUUCCGGAGCGGGAAUGGGCAGACUUGCCGAUGGUGCUGGCAGAGAGGAUGGCGGUGGAGGAGUCCCCCAGCCUCGGAUGGUGGUGAUCACCUCCUGCAGUGCGGACCCCAUCUGCAGGAUCUGGUCACUCUGUUCACGGACCUUUUCCUCCAGCGUCGCCUGGGCUGCUGCGGCUCCUGCUGAUUCCAUUCUUGAUGGUGUGUGAUUCUGUCAAGAAUGCUGUAGGUGGGUGUAGUGGUGGAAUCAAGCGCAGGACACCGAAGUAUAGUCCAAAAGACUUUAGUGCAAUUCCCAACAAGGGAAAAAUCGAACACACUGGCCCGAAGGCGAAACUACGCACGAAGGCGACAAAACAAAAGGCGCACAAACCAUGUGCGUAAAACGCUCCAACACAGUGGAGUAAAGCUCAACCGAGCGAAUAAGUAAUAUAUAUUACAAGCACAACACACGACAGAAAAACAAUCACACACAACACCAGACAAACACAACGAGAAACUUAUAGGACACUAAUUACACUAAACGAGAACAGGUGUCACAACAAACAGACAAAAGCAAACGAACAUAGAAACAUGCAACGGUGGCAGCUAGUAUUCCGGAGACAACGAACGCCGAAGCCUGCCCGAACAAGGAAGAGAGGCAGCCUCGGCCGAAACCGUGACAUACAGGAAACAUAUGAUCUCUGUAAUUGGAAACGAAAGGUUUUUGUUUUAGAUUCCGUCUCUCACAGUUGAAGUGUUCCUAUGAUAAAAAAUUACAGACCUCUACAUGCUUUGUAAGUAGGAAAACCUGCAAUAUCGGCAGUGUAUCAAAUACUUGUUCUUCCCACUGUAUAUAUUUAAUUUGUAGCAUGUCUCAUUCUUUUGUGAAAACAUAAUUUUAGUUUAUCAUAGCAAAUAUGACCAAAACGUGAUACCCUACAUGAUGAUGUUAGUUGAUGUAGCAUAUAUGAUGAUGUAUAGAUGUGAUAUACAGUAUAUAUACUGUAUAUAUAUUACAUUGGCCAUCUAUGGCAUUACAAUCUCCCUGAAACCAAUGUUGUACUGUUUCUUUCCCCCCUCUCUAUUGUCAUUUCAUGCUGAUGAAGGCCAGGGAUCUCGUCCAAAUAUCAAUGGUAAAUAAAAACCGUCCUACCUCAAGAUAAAUAUAUAUCAUACAACAUAUAGAGCAUUGCAAACAUGAUAUGACCAGGUAUAACGGUACAAAACUGGACUAAAUAUAUUUUUGGGUGGCUGUCCAAAACCCCAUCUUCAGCUCUUUUUCAAAGACCUCUUAGAAAAAAAGCUGCUACCUUUUUGGUUCUAAGUGUACAGCAUAUAGAAAGUGUACAGCAUAUAGAGCAUUACAAAUAUGAUAUGACCAAAGUUGCACCAUCCGAAGAAACCCCUCAGUACAUGUUCUAUGAGGCACACACAUAAUUACUUAUAAGGUAAUUUAUAAUGAGUUAUGAUAAAUUUAUGGUGCAUUAUAACACUUCAUUUUAAGUUGUUAGAACAACUCCUACAGAUAGGAUGUGGCAGGAUGUAUGUGUGCUGUGUCUGUGUGGCAUUCUCCUCACUAAUGGAAAGCAAUAUAGGCUGGCAUGCCUAUAGGAUUUUAGACAUAACAACACAAUCAGAUGGAAAUAUGGGAGGGGCCUGGACUGUAGGCUCUACAAGUUAAAUAUUAUUAAUAAUAUUAUUAUUAUUACUACGUCCCCAGAGGAGGUGUUGUCCUUCUGCCUGUCAAUCAUCUAAUCAUAAAGGAAAACUAGAGUAGAUUGUCUUAGUUGUGCAGAGAUUUAUUGUCGUGAAGGGGCAUUGUAAAUGAUUGUAAGAAAUAUCUUCCUUUUCUUUCAUUCUUCAUCUCAAUUCGGUAGCCUAUUAUCAUCCCAACCCACCUCUGUAUCUUACCAUUCUUUGUUCUCAUCAUUAUCACUUGUUCUGUGCAUUGAAUGGGUUUGGCUGUUCAAAAACAUCAUGCAACUGAUGCUGAGAGUGUAUGUUCUGUCCCCUCUCUGCUGAUUUACAGAACUCUCAUUCAUUGUGUGUGUGUGUGUGUGUGUGUGUGUGUGCAUGCUGCUACAUCAUAUUUUGUAAAGAUGGCUAGUGUUGCACAUGUUUAGAGCUUGUGUCAUUUAAUUUAUAGUGGAAACUUUAAAGUGUAUUGUUUUUAAGGGAUAAUUUAAAUGCUAUCAUGAUACUGGCAGUUCUUAGAUAUCACGAAUAUCUUAGCCGUUGCUAAAACCAGGUUCAGCAGACAGUCAAUUAUUUUUCUGUUUCUCCCUCCAGCCUCCUCCUGCUAUCUAUGACAAACAACUGGAUGAGAGAGAACACUCUAUCGAUGAAUGGAAAGGUAAACAUGUCAUAUUCCUUUAUACAUACUAAUUAUAUUGCUAUGGAUGCCUAUAUUGGUGUAUCUCUGAAUAAGGUAGGAUCUCUGAAUAAAGGCAAACGUUUAUGGUCUCUAGGGAGACACUUCCCAACUUGCAUUCACUGCUGUUCUCUAUUCUCUUGUGUAUCUAGUUUCCUAGAAGAUUGUCAACAAUUCAGUUUGCUUAUCUGUUUUCUAUUUGUGUCUGUUUACUAACUUUGUAUAUUAACUUUUCCAUUUACCUUGUAGCCUUCUCAUGGUAAUUAGACUUAGAACAGACAGCUAGAGCAGAGGAGAAUUGGUUUCUGUGCUGGUAUUUAAUGUUUUUUUCAUCCCCAACUGUUCUUUCUUGUCUCUCUCCUUCUCUCUCUCUCUCUCUCUCUCUCUCUCUCUCUCUCUCUCUCUCUCUCUCUCUCUCUCUCUCUCUCUCUCUCUCUCUCUCUCACUUUUCAGAACUAAUCUACAAAGAGGUGAUGAACUUUGAGGAGAGGACGAAGAACGGGGUAGUGAAGGGACAACCCUCUCCCUCAGGUACUCUCAGUGCAUAACCUAGUCCCUCUGUAAGUUGAUUUAAUAAUACAGUAUAAUCACUGGGUUCUUCUUGUAACAGAGAAAUCCAUCUGUGCAUUGACCCAUGCGUCUUUGUUUCCCAUCUUGUUUUCCCGAGACAAAUAUAAUUGAUAGGCUACAUAAGUGUUAUAUCUGUAUGAAUUUGUACAUGAGUAAUUAUAUCUGUAUGUAAAAGUAUCCAUCUAAACUGUAGAUUUGGUCAUUUUUGACCAAACUUGCAUGUUUUGUGUAUGUACAAUGAUUAAUCUGUAUUUGAAUGGUAUUACUGUACGCAAUUAAGUGUUUAGAAAUACAUAUCUGCGACUCCACUCUAUAUUGAGUAACUGAGCAGUUUUAAUGUGUAUUUAUUAAAAAAGGCUGUCCACCUAGGUCAUGUAGGCUAGCUAUGUAUAUGUAUUUUCACAUCUGUGUAUGCACUGUCACAUAUCAUGAUUUAAGGCUGGGGUCCUUGGUCCAUACUCUUCUAGAUAGCACUAGAAUUCAUCUCAUUUUCAGUCAAAAUAAAAUAUUGUAGUGUUUACUGAAGCAGCAGCUGGGUGUCAUUCACAUGUAUGGACACUGGGGAGCAGUGUGGAAUCAUGAUGGCACAGUAUUGGUAACAUUAUUAUGGCGUCCGUCCAGAGUCUAGUGCAGCUGAGAGAGGAAAACAACUUGCCUCGGUCGUUCUCCUCAGCUAUUUUCUGCAGAGAACGUUUUCAUAUUGUACCAUGUCUCCUUAUGUAUGCUGUAUUUGGGGAUGGCUUGGGAUCUACAGAGGGAACCCCUUGCAUCUCUUGGACAGUGAGAAGGCUAAACUGCUACCUUGGGAUUGAUUUAAUCCGCAGUGCGAUACUGUAGCUCUCUCCCUCCCCCCCCUCUCUUUCUGUCCCUCAUCCCUCUACCUCUCCCUCUCUCUGUCUCCCUCCCUCCCUAGCUCUCUGCAAUUAAGAAGGUGGUUAGCCCUAGUGCUGAGGAGAGCAGGGAACAGACGCAGUGCAGCUGAAGAGCCCCAGACGGCAGUAUUUCACAGCAGUAGCAGCACCAGGCUCUAAAGCACUGCCUUUAGCACCACUUGGCUCACAUAGAUGGAUAGCGUUAGAGUAAACAUGUUACUCUGUGAUUGGAGACAAUCAAUGUUUGAACCAUAAAUUGUGAUUUAGCCUCUAUUUUGUUGGAGGUCAGAUGAAAUGUCUUCAACUGUCCUUUAACCACUCCUCUCCCACUGCUACAGACACAUAAACAGGAGAUUGAUGGUCCGCCUGGAGGGCACGGUGUCUGUCCUUUUUACAUAUCACCGCACCAUUGGCAUGCGCUGGACCGAGAGGGAUCGUUUUAGCAAAGCAAACUCGCUUUUUCUCUUAACUGGCUUAAGGUUACAUUUACAUUUUAGUAAUUUAGCAGACGUUCUUAUCCAGAGCGACUUACAGUAGUGAGAGCAUACAUUUUUCAUACUUGUCCCCCAUUGGGAAUUGAACCCACAACCCUGGCGUUGCAAGUGCCAUGCUCUACGAAGUGAGCCACACAAGACCCAAGUACAGUAGCUCUUCUGUAUCUGGUCAUCUUUCUAAUUCUUCGCUGUCUGAUACUUUGUCUAGGACAUAGACUUGAGGUUUGCUAGCUACCUACGGUAGUUUAACGCCACAGAUUCAACACAUUACUUAGUACUUGGUGGCAAAACCCUUGUUUUCUUGUAGUUGGCCACCAGGUUUGCACACAUCUCAGGAGGGAUUUUGUCCCACUCCUCUUUGCAGAUCUUCUCCAAGUCAUUAAGGUUUCGAGGCUGACGUUUGGCAACUCGAACCUUCAGCUCCCUCCACAGAUUUUCUAUGGGAUUAAGGUCUGGAGACUGGCUAGGCCACUCCAGGACCUUAAUGUGCUUCUUCUUGAGCCACUCCUUUGUUGCCUUGGCCGUGUGUUUUGGGUCAUUGUCAUGCUGGAAUACCCAUCCACGACCAAUUUUCAAUGCCCUGGCUGAGGGAAGGAGGUUCUCACCCAAGAUUUGACGGUACAUGGCCCCGUCCAUCGUCCCUUUGAUGCGGUGAAGUUGUCCUGUUCCCUUAGCAGAAAAACACUCCCAAAGCAUAAUGUUUCCACCUCCAUGUUUGACGGUGGGGAUGGUGUUCUUGGGGUCAUAGGCAGCAUUCCUCCUCCUCCAAACAUGGCGAGUUGAGUUGAUGCCAAAGAGCUCCAUUUUGGUCUCAUCUGACCACAACACUUUCACCCAGUUCUCCUCUGAAUCAUUCAGAUGUUCAUUGGCAAACUUCAGACAGGCCUGUAUAUGUGCUUUCUUGAGCAGGGGGACCUUGCGGGCGCUGCAGGAUUUCAGUCCUUCACGGCGUAGUGUGUUACCAAUUGUUUUCUUGGUGACUAUGGUCCCAGCUGCCUUGAGAUCAUUGACAAGAUCCUCCCGUGUAGUUCUGGGCUGAUUCCUCACCGUUCCCAUGAUCAUUGAAACUCCACGAGGUGAGAUCUUGCAUGGAGCCCCAGGCCGAGGGAGAUUGACAGUUAUUUUGUGUUUCUUCCAUUUGCGAAUAAUCGCACCAACUGUUGUCACCUUCUCACCAAGCUGCUUGGCGAUGGUCUUGUAGCCCAUUCCAGCCUUGUGUAGGACUACAAUCUUGUCCCUGACAUCCUUGGAGAGCUCUUUGGUCUUGGCCAUGGUGGAGAGUUUGGAAACUGAUUGAUUGAUUGUUUCGGUGGACAGGUGUCUUUUAUACAGGUAACAAGCUGAGAUUAGGAGCACUCCCUUUAAGAGUGUGCUCCUAAUCUCAGCUCGUUACCUGUAUAAAAUACACCUGGGAGCCAGAAAUCUUUCUGAUUGAGAGGGGUUCAAAUACUUAUUUCCCUCAUUAAAAUGCAAAACAAUUUAUAACAUUUUUGACAUGCGUUUUUCUGGAUUUUGUUAUUGUUAUUCUGUCUCUCACUGUUCAAAUAAACCUACCAUUAAAAUUAUAGACUGAUCAUUUCUUUGUCAGUGGGCAAACGUACAAUAUCAGCAGGGGAUCAAAUACUUUUUUCCCUCACUGUAGGUAGAUAGGGAACCACAUCAUUAAAUAUAAAAAUAUUACAGUAUUACAUUCUUAUUAUUACACUAAUAUGAUAUUAUUGUAUUUAAGGAGGUAGCGGACAGAGGACCCCAGCCUUAACUCGCCUCUCGCCUGUCUGGUGACACACUGUGAUGUGUUUGUAUGUGGGGUUCUGGGUGUACUAUUUGGUUGUGUCCAGUGUCUGUGUCGGGUUAUGUGUCACAGUAAGGGUUGUGACUGACUGAGGCUGUCCAGUAGUGUCUGUGGCAGGGCUGGGGUCAAUUCCAUUUCAAGUCCAGUCAAUUCAGAAAGCAAACAGAAUUCCAAUUCCACAUUUUUCUAAUUGAAAAGCAUUGAAGAAAAUUGUGGACUUCCAUAAUUGACUGGAAUUGAAAUGGAAUUGACCCCAACCCUGGUCUGCGGGGCUCUUAGUUAGUUGUAACCCGGCUGUCUGUUGAUUCCCUCAGCACAGGUGCAGCCGUGAACAGCAGUGGUGAGAGCCUCCCUUCCCCCUCCGUCAACGAUAUCUCCUCCAUGUCCACCGACCAGACCCUGGCCUCAGACACCGACAGCAGCCUGGAGACCUCCACAGGACCCCUGGGGUGUUGCAGGUGACUAGCAGCCUGCCUGCGCAACCCAAUGUUUUUCAGAAGGUGAAACACAAUGUCCAAACAACCAACCAACCCACCGAAACCUGAAAAAUAACAAAGAUUAUUUAAAAUAAAAAAGUAUCAUAUUAAAGGGAUGUUUAAGAAAACGUAAAGAAUCAUGAUUAUGAAAGUUAAGCCUGCAUUUUCAUUCAAAUAGAAACCACAAAAGUAUAAGGAAAAAAACGGAAAUAUAUAUUUAUGAACUUCUAGUUGCUUUUCUUAUAUCUCCUCCCCUAUAUGGCACCAUAAAAAAAAACACGCUUAGACAGGCAUCUUUCUGUCAAGUGUAAAUUGACUGGCUGCUGGUAACCCAAUACCUUGCAAGCGCCUGUGCUUCAGUCGAUGUGGCAAGGUGGGCACUUUCCGUACAUUACUGUACAGCAAUAUAUAAACCUCCAUUCACUUUCCCCUCUCCCCUAUAUGACGGUAUUGCUAUGUUUUAAUAAACUCUAGUUUUGGUCCUUGGGGUUGUCUCCUGUGUGGUUGACAGAUUGGUGUGUUUUUAUGUGAUUAUUUCUGCAAGGGUUUGUGCUAGUGCUCGACACUGCAUAGCACCCCCGUCUUUUGUAAAUAUCUAAUUAUGUACAGUUGCGAGCUAGGCACGCAGACAGACAGAGAGUGGGACUGAUGGCCAGUACUGGAAGUUCUUCUAUAGCACACCUUACCACAUGACAUCACCUCCUUGACCCCUGACCGUUGACCCCUAACCUUUCACCUUAGUUUGACCCCUUGCCUUUUAGUCAUGCUGCAUGAUUACAAAAGAUAACACUAAUUAUAUGAUGAAUGACAACUAUAGGUACUUUUGUUUAUAAUACCAUUUAACGUAAUGGAACUUUUCAACCGUAGUGGUGCAGAAACCCGUGGACAGGGGAGCUCUGGUUGAUGAUAGAUAUAAAAAUAUACAUACAGUGUGUGAUCUUCUGCAGGAGCAGGGCUGAGCAGGUGUGGGUUCAGUUCCAUUUCAAUUCAGUCAAUUCUGAAAGUCAACUGAAAUUCCAAUUCCACAUUUUUCUCAUUGAAAUGCAUUUAGGAAAAUUGUAAUCAGAACUAGAAUUCACUGAAUUGAAAUGUAAAUUCACCCCAACCCUGUUGCUCAGCUGGAACCUUAAGUUCUCAUAGCUGGUUUGUGCUUU
Messenger RNA from Coregonus sp. 'balchen', 48877 nucleotides. The record is from the annotation of a GenBank genome assembly. Lineage: Eukaryota; Metazoa; Chordata; Actinopteri; Salmoniformes; Salmonidae.